GACGCGCGCGGCGGACGGCAGGGGUGGGGCCAGCGACUGGCGCUGUCAAGCGCAGCUCAGAGCCCGUGAGGCGGGGGAAGAACGUCGAGGCGCUGGCAGGUAACGGCCUGAGAGAGGGGCCGAGUGUCGAUGGCGGGGGCUCCGGCGGGCCUGAGGCGGCGCGGCCUUGGCUUCUGAGGGGAGUUGGGGGCGGCGAGGCGAAGUGAGGAGGGCCGCCCGCCGCCGCCUUUCCUGGCCUUCGGAGCGGGGAGCGAAGUGUCCUUGGCGCGACGCUGUUCGGAAUGGGGAGACCGACCGUGGUCGCGCGGGGGGUGGGGAGAGAGAGAGAGAGAAGGGGGUGACGGGAAGAGCGCGAGCGCCCCCUCCCCCCCUCAAGCCCACGUGGGAGCUGGAGCGCGCGCCAAGCCGGGACUCCCCUGAGUUCUCUCUGGGAGGCUGAGAGAGAGGGGGGGGGGGGAGAGAGGGAGGCUCGGGCGGCUGCCGGCUUCUCCCGACUUGCCUCGUUUCCUGUGUUAGCCGGGCGCGCUGGUUAGAGGGCGUGGAGAGGAUAUGGGGGUGUCUGGCUGCCUUGCCUCUGGGCUUACAGCCCUCUUCAAACCCCGGACAAUGAAGCCAAGGGCUAUUACGUCUGCAUGAGGGGUUGGGGGCGGGGGUAGGAAACAACGACGGGUUUGGGGGUUUUUUUUGGUGCUUCAAGCCUUUUUUGUUUUGUUUUGAAAGCUACCCUUUGAAAAAAGGAUUUUCUUAAAAAGAAAAGGGGGAGAAAGAAAAGAAGAAAGGUACUUUGGGCUACUAAAGGUUUUCUUUUUUUCAGCACACUCCUGUGCAUGCCUGCUUUAGUCCCACUGUCGAAACAAAAUAAAAAAAAAUCCCUUCCAGUAGCACCUUAGAGACCAACUAAGUUUGUUAUUGGUAUGAGCUUUCGUGUGCAUGCACACUUCUUCAGUUAGUCCCACUGUGUUCUCGCUGUAUGACCUGUUUCCAGGUGGGCGUGCACAGGGUUGUAGACUUGUUUAGUCACCCCAUCCCCAAACCGCCUCCUGAAAUGUGAUUUGUAGCAUGGUUAGGCAAGGGUAAUGAACAUGGUGAUACAGGUUUUUUUUCCCAGCACAUCCAUCCUCUGGUCCAUUCUGUAGCUGGGGUGCCAGCUGACAAAAAGGCCUCUUUUGUAACUACCCUUUGUUGGAGGUGGCAUUUGGAGAAGGUCAUUGGCAAAUUACUGGUACCUUAUCAUGAAGACAGGCAGGCUGGUAUGGGAGCAGGCAUGAAGUGCUUGGGUUCCAAACUUUUUUAGGGUUUUAAAAAUGAGCAUCAGCCUUUUAAAUGGGGCUUGGAAGUGAAUAAGUAGUCAUUGAUUAUUAUUUUUCCUUUUCAGCUGUUAUGCUUUUUGCCUAAUAAGUUUAAUGCCUAAGUACAGAUUUGAACUGUUCCCCAGUUUCAUGCUCACAAACCACUAUAAGUCUGGGAACCCUACAUUUGACUUCUUCCUCUGAGCUUAGAGGGGCCCAGUACCCAGAGAUAUGGAGAAGGAAGUUGUCACAUAAUGCACUUUCCCAUCAUAGCUAUGAUCAGCUGAGAUGUCCUGUGUUGUUUUAGGUGUUGCUAUCAUGAGAUGACCACCUUCUUUUAACAUUCAGAAAUAAUUCAGUCUGAGGAGUCAGCCACCUUCUGCAUCUGUGGUCAAAGUUUUAAUAGAGUUCUGUAUGUAAAAUCUAUGUCAGAAGAAAUCUGUUGGCCUGGCAUUUUCCAUCCUGAUUCGGUUGAUUACAAGAUGGUUCAUGAAGCACUGUAAGCAAUGUACAAUGUGAUCUUGAAUUUGGAGCUUUUUUUAGGUGCUGCUGUAAACUUUUCUGUCAGUUCUGUGACAGUUUUCAGUUAGUUCUUAGAUAGUCAAAACUAGGGACUUCUCUCUCAUACAAACUGUACUUCCAACUUUGGGCUGAAGUAUUUUUUCCUGCUCUCAUAACAGCCUGUUGUUGGUGUAUAUUGGGCAAAUAUACCAAGGCCUCUGCCGUUGACACAUAUCUGCUUCUGGUUACGUGACCAACUAUCACAUUUUUAAAACAUUCAGGCCUCUCAGGAAUGCUUCCAGCUAAUACAUUACACUGGAUUAGUGGUUGAGGUGGUUAUCAUAUAAUAAUCCUACAAGGAGCUGCAAAUUCCUCCUCUCCCCCCCCCCCCCAAUUUCCAGGGUGAAGAAAAGCUGAGUCCUCAUCUUCGCUCAAAAGCAGAUCUGUGGAAGGAAGGAAUUUAGGCAUAGAGUUUUCUGAAAAGUUUCACUCUGAGCUGAUAGUAGAGGGUUGCAUUUGUUCCUGCAGCCAGCCUCCAUGAAAUUUAUAACUCUUUAAGUUAACACAUUUCAGUAAGAGGGACUUGUGACUUCUUUGUUCAGAUGCAGAGCUUUGAAAGAAAUCCUAACAAAUAUAUUUCUGCAUGGACACAGAAUUUGUUAUAAAACAGAUAUAAUGGGAGAUACGAUAGCGGGAGAGCAUUAUUCUUUCACCAUAAUUUGUUAUCCAUAUAAGAGACAUGUCCUGCUGGACAUCAAUGAGGACUAGAGCACUGCAAAAUGACUUGGGUAAUAAAAGCUAAGUGAGCGAAGUAAAACUGAAGCACCAGAUUCUCUUUCUGUAAGAGUACAUUUACAUGCCAAGCAUAAUUGUUGUACAUACACUAGUGUUUCUUGCAGCAAACAUUGAAAUAAUGUGUCCUCGAACACCUGUGUACAUCCAUUGGGAAACAUCUGCCUAUUUGAAGGGUCUCAGGAACAUGUACUGUGUGUUCUUUAUAUUUGCUGCAGGAAUCUGCAGUUCACAGUAGUUACCUUUACCAUUUAAAGUGUGGAGGUACACUAGCCUUUUUGAUUAUCUUAUCUGUGAAUUGACCAUACAAGAGAUGACAACUCACUGAACUUGUACACUUUGUUUUUAAAAGGUAGGCUGCCACUCCUUUGUUGGCUCAUUGGCACAUUCUUGAUACUUCAACACCAUCUUUAGAAUAAAUAUUCUAAAUAAUGUAUCAUAGCACCAACCUCUUGCUUAACCAGUGGCUGUUAUUUUACUUAACCAAUCACUAAACAAAGUUUGGCUUGUUUAGUGGUUGGUUGUUUAUUCAAAUAUUCCCAGAUAACUCGCAUUGAUGGCUUGUAGAAGCUGUAAGAAUAUAGUUUUAAAAGGUCAGUAUAACUAUUAUAUACAUUUCAAUCUUCAGACUUUUUUGGGGGGGGGGACUAGAUUGAGGUUUUUCAGCCAUGAUACGGAAGAAAAGUAUCUUCCUGCCUAAAUAUCCACAUGAAGAUCCUUCCCACCUUUGUGAAGCUAGUUGGGGCUACUUUGCUCUGGGUUGGGAUGUUUCUCCAGCCAACUUCACAAAAGCUGUGGUAGGUGGAGGGGGGCUCUUCAUAAGAUCACCCAUAUCAACAUAUCAGGAAAUUAGAAAUUGUCCUAGAGGCCUUUGUGAAGACAAAGAGAGAGAUGGGUGCCCAAGUGUUUUUCAGCUUGUGCUGGACAGUUGAAGCCAAGUUGUAAGGCGGGAAAACUCCUGUUGUUCAAGAGCACACAAAAUAAGUUAGCUGUUCCUGGCUUAGAUGAAUUUCAUCAUUCUAAAUAGCUUAGCCAGGAAAAGCGCAGCUCAGUUAUUACCAGAUUAUGGAAAUAUGGGUUUAAAUCAUGAAUUUUAGUUAUUAUUUUGUUUGUAAGUACACACACCCUCUUUAAAAACAAAGGCUUCAGUUUUGUAAGUCAUGAUUCUCAGAAUACGUAUGCUUGCUAAGUGGGGUGCAAGAACAAAAAAGAUUGUCUUGCAACUAAUAAAAGUGAUUACUUAAAAAAAAAAACCUUUUAUCAAAUAGCUCGUGUGUGUUACGCACUUACCAUAUCUAUUGGAAGCAAGGAGCAGCGGAGCAAAAUAAUUAUUUAUUUAGCUUUAUCUAUAUGUUUAAGGGCACCAAAUAGGUCAUGUACUUAUAGCAGGAUCCAAAGAAUCAUAAACCUAGUUCUGUAAUGGCAAGGGAUUUUAAGUGCUUUCUUUUUCAUAGAAAAGCAGGGGAGGGUUUUGUUUUGUUUUGUUUUUUUUAAAGUACUGAUAUUUGUGCAGCAUUUAAAAAUUGGGGACAUUAGCUCAAAUUUUUCUGCUUGGUUAAUCAUUGAUUCAAUUUAAAGAACUGAUUGAUGUGUGUCCAAAAGAUGCAUGAUCGGCACCGAACCCAGAAGUGACCUGAAAACGUCACUGAACACUUCGCAAAAAGGGCAGGGUGUGCUGCACUUAUAUACGCCCCACUGGGGGGGCAGGGGGUGGGAAUGGGUACCCCACGUGAAAUGGUCAUCAACUGUAAAUGUAAGUUCUUUAAAGUCGAUCUGAAUUUAAUACAAUGUGACUUACAUUUUAAGUUCCACUUAAAAUUUUAAAAAAACCUUCUAUCGACCCUGACACAGUUGAAUACCAUAAGUGUACCGUAACUAGAAACAACAGAAACAUCUUCAAAUCAGGAAGUCAUUAUUAGUGAUCUUCUACCCUAAUUAAUGCAUACAACUCUGAAAGUUGCAGAAGUAUCAUAUAUGGAAGCUAUUUAGUUGAAUAAGGAGGACAGAAUGACCAUGGGUCAAUCUGUGACAAAGUUUAUUGAAUUGCUGGAUGGCUGAAUUGACUUUAUGCAACUUGUUAGCAUAUCUUAUGCUGCUGAAAAGUUCUAGCUCUUUGACUUUGUGCUGCCCUUCCUCACUCUAUAAAAAGAACUUGUUCUUGCCAUGCACUGCUGACACAUCUUGUUCCAGCACUGUGUAAAGUGACCAAGUAUCAUUGUUCUAAAACUGCUUUGAGGUUGCCUCUGUUGCUUUGCAAUCAAGCAGUAUAUAAAUUUUAUUGAAUAAAUAGUACACUGAAUGAGAUUGUGACACUUGUUGUUGGUGUUAUUUAACCAAUAUCAAAAGGAAGCCACACAUUCUUACUCGGAAGGAAGUACUCUGGUAGUCCUUCAUUUCUUUAUCCAUGCAGUUUCUUCCACUUCUUCCACACCAUCCUCAAUCCUUUAAUCCUAAAAUUUAACCCAAUUUUCAAAUCCCUUUCCUAAGAUUCCACUGUCACAGACUGAGAUCCUAGGUGUACAGUUUGUCUAAACUAAGCAAUGAUUUGUGAGUAUAAUUACUUUGGGUGAAUUAUAUAGCCACAAUUGGCUUUAAAGGAAGAGGUGAACACUAUGCUAGUAAAACUUGUGUUUGAUAAAUAGGAAUGGAGUAAUACCUCCAAUAAGAAUUUAUGUAACUGAACCUCUUUCUUGUAAAUCUUACAGUAGCAGGGUAUUGUUCAAUGUUUUGCAUUUCCCGUCUUAAAACUGGUAUGAAAUCAUUUACAGCAUCAGAAUCUAUACUGUAGUUAUCUUGCUAAAAUGUUUCCCUUUUUGUUUCCUGUUCAAGCAGGGUUACUGAAUAAAAUAGCUAGUUUUCAUUAUUACAUUAAUUAAAUUGUUUUGUAUUUUGUUACCCUAAAGAUGUUACAUGAAUACUGUGCUGUAGAUGCCAUUAGUAAUAAUCUACUUUCAGGCUGGUAGAGAGCUAUUCUUAAGGAGCAAAUCUUCAAAACUAAUCUGUGUUUAGCGUGGGUUGCUUUGCUACUUUCCACCUUUUAGAAAACAAAGCUGUUUAAAAUGCAGGUCUUGUCAGUAGAAUAGUGAAGAUUUUAAAGGCGUAAUUAGUUAAAUACAUUAUUGGCUACUCUGCUCUUCCUCAUUGCUCAGCAUUAUUUGAUUCAAAGAGCAUUCUACUGCACUUGGUUUCCUGUCCUAGUGAUUGGAUCUUCCAAAGUUUGACAUUGUGAUGACCUUGCUGAUGUAAGCAGAGAACUGUGGAAUGCAUUCUGAGGGGUAGUAUGGUGUUUUUACAAUAACUACAUCCAUAGUGCCUUUUCCAGGAAAAACUUGAGCUGAUAACAUAGAAACAGUAUUCGAAACUCCCACUGUUCUAGGCGAAUUUUGUGACAGGGAAUUUCAUUAGCGCGAGCAGUUUCUGAGCUCUGGGCGCAGUACUGCGUCGAAGAUUUCAGAUUAAAACUGCAGAGUAGAAGGAAAGAAGGACCUUUUUUGCCUCCCCACUUCCAGCUACUCUCUGAAGACUGGAGAAGAGACCCUCUUAAGAAUAUUGGAGGGUGGGGGGGGUGGGCAGGGGAAGGACUAGACCAUGUGAAAAAUGAACAUGAUUUUUAGCUGCAGUUCAUGUUAUAAAAAAGUGCACCUAGACAUUCUGUUGUUGCGCCCAUAACCUAGGUUUAAGGUGCCAUUUAGCUCCUAGCUUUUAUAUCUCAGUUUCGAACACCGUGUGUAAAAUGUUGGGACAGGAGAGAACUACAGGCUGUGGAAACUAAAUGCCAGUAACUUUGAUAGACAUAUGCCAACUUCAGCUAGAUGCCUAGCAUCUUCAGUUAAACAAUGGCAGGGCUGUGAAAGAGUUCUGCCCCAAAUCUAGGAAAGCUGGUGUCAGUGAGACUGGACAGUAUUGAACUAGCGAGAUCAAUACAUCUGAUCUAGUAUAAAGCAACUUCUUAUUCUCUGGGAAGCACAGGGUGGGCCAGUGUUGGAAGUAACAUGCUGAACUAAAUAGUUUCUUGAUCUGAUCCCGCAGGGCUUCUUUUCUGGCUGAGUAGAUGCUAUAUCUUCCAGAGUUUAUUUUAGAAGUAGUCUUUCUCACGGUCAUUCACUGUGAUAAUGCUUGACUUAUUGGCUUUGUCACUGAGCAGUAUUGUUGGUCAAUUUCAUCGAUUUAUCCCUUUAUCUGGAAUUUAAAUUGUCUAAAGUGUUCCUGUGUCACUGAUCACAAUACAACAAAGACUAAAGCACCUUAAAACAGUGUACUAAACUGUGCAAGGGAUUGUACCUUUCAUUCCUUUUCUCCAGCAGCAAGUUUUAGCUUGUCCUACUUUGCUACUGAUGUACUCAGUGAACAUCAAGAUAUUAACUUUGCUAUGGAACUUUAGUAUAGAUAUUGCAACAGAUAAACAUGAUUAAUCAGAUGAAUGAUUAUCUUUUCAGCCUGUGCAUUUUUUUAAAUUUUAUGACUGAAUCAUUAUUUCUUCUUUCCCAACAGGAGCCCGUCUGCUUCAUAACAAAAAUGUUUCACUUAAGGACUUGUGCUACUAAACUGAGGCCUCUGACAGCCUCACAGACUGUUAAGACAAUUUCUCAGAACAAGCCAGCAGCGCCAAGGACGUUUCAACAAAUCAGGUGCUACAGUGCACCUGUUGCUGCUGAGCCAUUUUUGAGUGGGACUAGUUCAAACUAUGUGGAGGAAAUGUACUAUGCUUGGUUGGAAAAUCCCAAAAGUGUACAUAAGGUAAGGAGCAGCCUCCCUAGAAUAAAGCCUGUUCUUCUACACUUUGGUUCUCAUGUCUUCAGGUAAGUGCAUUUUGUCAGAGUGAGCUCCAACUUGACAACUUGAAGAAGAACCUGGAAACCUUCUGAAUCCAGUCAGUUUCAGUUGUGCAAAAAUUGAAAUGGCUCGGCUGACAAAGAAUAGCACUGAGAGAAUCAACAUCGGAAUGAAUUUGGAAAGUUUAUGACCGCCUUCCCCCUGAGGAAUCUUCUUGGCUUUGGCAUGGAUAUAAAGAAGGAUGAACUCUUCUUGGAUGUCCACUGAGGAAUUGCUGAGCUGCUGUUGAUGUUCCUUUUUGAAGUAAUUGAGACAGGUCUCCUUUUGUAUAGGAACAGUUCUGUUUAUAGUGUAAAUAACAACCACAUUCACGUGUCUGUCAUUUUAAGCCAUGGAUUUAACAUGUGUGUGUUUAUUUUAAACUUGGUCAUUCUGGAUGAAUAGUGACUUAUAUUGCUAGCUGUUUAUCACAUUUGAGAAACAGCUUUAAUUAUGGCUUCAUUGUUUUCUGCUAAGAUAAAGCUACACAUGACUCCUAAUUUAUUCUGCUACGAGUUCAAGUACAUCCAUUAUCUGAAUGUCAUGCUCCCAAGUCCUUUUAAGUAAGACUUCAUGUUUUGGACUAGCUACAUGUAUACAGAAGAGUGCAAAAUACUUUGAUCAUAGUACCGUAUUUUUCGCCCUAUAGGACGCACUUUUUCCCCUCCAAAAAUGAAGGGGAAAUCUGGGUGCGUCCUAUGGGGCGAAUGGAGGCUUUCGCUGAAGCUUGGAGAGCGAGAGGGGUCGGUGCGCACCGACCCCUCUCGCUCUCCAGGCUUCAGGAAGACAUCCGCAGCCUAGGCAGCCCUGCGGGAGUGCCCGCAGGGCCGGCUAGGCUGCGACUCGCAGCCUGCUUCCUGGAGCGCCGGGCGCUUCAGGAACACAUUCGCAACCUAGGCAGCCCUGCGGGAGUUCCCGCAGGGAUGUCUAGCCUGCGGAUAGCAGCCUGCCGCCCGGCGGGCGGGGCGCCCUGAAGCAGAGCGCCGCUCGCGCCGGGCAGACAUCCGCAGUGCGGGGAGCCUUGCGGGAACUCCCGCAGGGCUCCCCGCGUUGCGGAUAGCAGCCUGCUGCCCGGCGCACAGGGCGCCCUGAAGCAGAGCGCCCCUCGCGCCGGGCAGACAUCGGCCAGCCCCACAAGCUCGGGGGACAGCAGGGAGGCGCAGCGCCACCAUCCCACUGUCCCUCGACCUGGUUCAGUUUCCCUGACCUGGUUUUGGGGGGGAAAUAAAGGGAAAAAAAAUUUCCUUUAUUUCCCCUCAAAAAACUAGGUGCGUCCUAUGAGACGGAGCUUCCUAUGGGACGAAAAAUACGGUACAUACCCAGUAGAAAUUAAUGCAUGCCAAUAAUGGAAUGGGAGGUCUUAAAUAGUUUCUAGACUCUGAUGCAGAAUCUGCUAUCACAUACCUUUUUCUGUCCAUGCUGAGGAGAGCAACUGACAGCAUAGAAUGUUUUUAAAAAAAUAAUUACCCAGAGAAGACACACAUGCUAGCUUGUUGUUUCAGUGUACUUAAAUAUUGAUAUGUUUGAGAAAGCAUCUGACUUCAUUUCAGCAAAUUUAUAUUAUGCCGAACCAUCAAUGAACAUUCAUUCCCUCUUUGCGUAUUUAACAGUGAACACCAAUGAACUGGUAUAAAUAAUCUAUGACAUGCAGCUUUAAAGUGUGGCAGUGUUCAUGGUUUCAUGUAAACAUAUUUCACUCCCACAGCUGCCUUCAAGUGGGGAAGCAGCUUGGUGCCCUUUUUCUGUCAAUGCUGUGCAAAUAAUUUGUUAGCUAUUCAUCAGUAGCCCCAUGUGACGCGAGUGAUAUAGUAUGAGACCGAAACAAGGAAGCAAAUGCUAAAUUACUUGACGUGUGUAGUUGCAACUGGACUGUUUGACCUUGGUCUCUGCUAUUUGCAGUUGGCUGUUCUGUGCUUAGUGCAGUGGCGCAGCAUGGGGGAGUGCCAGAGGAGCCAUGGCCCCGGGCAUGGAUUUUUGAGGGUGUGUGUAGCAAAUGCCCGCAGCGUGUCCCAGCCCGGUGCUCCUCUCCCAACAUUGGAGGAACCAAUGCUUGUGGAGAGGAGCUGCCGCUCAGAGCUGGUAUCACGGCAGUGGACUCCGUUUGUGCUCUCCCCCUGGGCACGCCCAUGUACAUGUGCACAUGUCCCCAGUGGCCUGGAGACACUCCACCACUGGCUUAGUGUUACCAGCACUUUUUAGUUUGCAUUAUGGGUUGGUUUUAAAAAUUGUAUGUUCUGUUUUCACAUUACAGUGGUGCCUCGCAAGACGAAAUUAAUCCGUUCCGCGAGAGUCUUCGUCUAGCGGUUUUUUUGUCUUGCGAAGCAACCCUAUUAACGGCUUAACGGAUUAGCGCUAUUAGCGGUUUAGCGGCUAUUAAAGGCUUAAAGGCUUAGCGGAUUAGCUGCUAAAAGGCUAUUAAAGGCUAUUAAAGGCUUAGCAGGUUAGAUAAAGGGGGCGAAACGAAAAAAAUCUCAAGACUUGCAAGACAUUUUCGUCUUGCGAAGCAAGCCCAUAGGGAAAUUCGUCCUGCGAAGCAACUCAAAAACGGAAAACCCUUUCGUCUAGCGGGUUUUCCGUCUUGCGAGGCAUUCGUCUUGCGGGGCACCACUGUAGAUGGUAGUAUUAGAUUAUAAAAAGCUAAGCACCCUCUGUGUAAGACAGACAGAACAUUCUUCUGUUAACUAGUUUGUCUACAGAGACUUGCUUGGUAGCCUUUGUUAAAAAUCUCCUCUAGAUGUUAGCUUUCUUAAAUUACACAGAUGUCUUAUUUGCUCUUUUUCUAUUAAAGCAUAAAUAUACCAGAUAUAUCCUACUAUAUGGAUAUCUAGGCAAGUAAGCUAUAAUAAGCUCAUUAGAUUUAUCUAUCAGGGCAUGGCAAUGAGGUGAUUUACUAAUAUUUAUGGUAGCUUGCUUUCUGGAUUCCCUAAAUACCAAAGAAGGUCAAUCGCAAGUCUGAGAUUCAUAGCUAAACCUGUUUCUGAAGCUCUGUAAUCCUUAUCUCUACUGGAACUGGUUUCUUUCAUGAAUUUGGAAGAAAUGCACUUCUGAGGCCCAUCUGCUGAACAUACCCAUAGGAAAGAACCUUUCUACUGCAGGGUUGUACACAUUGCAGCAUAAUGACAUUGUAUUGGUGUGUGCCCUGACCUUUGAGCUGCUAUGAGUUCACCGCUCAAGAUGCUUUCAACACCUAGGAAUUCUAAACUUUUAUCGGGGAAAGUAGUCCAUGUCUCUUGAGAUAACAUGUAAUGAAAUCCAGUUGCCUGUCUGAAGGUCAAAGAGUGCUUGCAUACAGAACCGGAACUGCUGGCUUACUGUAGAACUAGCUAUGACAGGACAGUUGCCAAGGCAAUGGCACAGUAUAAUCUGGGUUCGCAUAAGGCCAGAUUGGAGGUAGAUCAAGAACAAGUACUAGAACAACUUAAAUGGUGUAUGGGAUACAGAGAGCUAGAAAGUAGUUCAGAGCAAGGCAAAACACAACUAUAAUUAGUCUAAUAGUUUCACAGCUGAGCUCCUUUUCAGCUAAUCCAUACUGCAUUGCAGCCACUGGUAACAGAAUCCUGGUAAGCUAAACUAAUUUAAACCACAACAACAAGUUACUAUUGCUGCAGGAAACUGGUACAGAACUAUUCUGAGUGUGAAAGUAAUACAGGUGUUUUAAACACCCUUGUGUCCAUGUCUGGAAAGUAUAUAUGUGCACUUUUAUGCAUUACUUCUGGUGCAAUUGGUGCAGGAAUCUUUAGCAGCAGUGCAUAAUGUGUUGAACUGUCCUGUUCAUAUAUAAUUUAAAUGUUGGUGAACGAAAGUACUCACUGUUUUCAAAAGCUGUAUAUGAAUUCCCAGCUUUGUUUUAAAAAGAUUUCUGGUAAAGCAACCAUUCUGUAGUUUCAUCAUAGUUUAGACUAGUGAGUGAUGAUUAACUGUUGCAUAGCCAAUAUUUCUGCACAGUGAAGUUUUUCUGAAAGUUGUUGUUGUUAUUUAUUAUUAGUAGUAGUAGUAGUAGUAGUACCCCACCCAUCUGGCUGAGUUUCCCCAGCCACUCUGGGUGGCUCCCAAUCGAGUGUUAAAAACAAUACAGCAACACAUAUAUAACUUAUCUAGGCUGUCUGACUUCCAGUUUGUGUAGAUUCUUAGCAGAAAAAAACAUUUAUGUUGAGUUUGUUAGAUGUGCUGAGUUCCUUUUAUGAUGUGCAUCUCCAGCAAGUGCCUGUGUCUCAAAAUUUUGCAGUAAUUUAAACUUCUACAAGCUCCUACAGGGAUCUGGUUUCAAGUGUCAUCUCAUUAUGAACACACUUCACACCUGGUACAGACAUCUGUAAUUCCAGUUGAGCAAUGAACGUUGUGACGAUGGUGGUUGUGACUAUGAGUAAGAACUGUAAAGGAUACUGCAUGGUGUUUUAUUUUAUGAACUUAUAGAUAUGUGGGUGGGUGGGUUACAAAGUGAAAACCAUAAAAUGGAGGGUAGAAUACAAAUAAUGAAAAUUAUACUGUUGAUAAAAAUCCAGAAUCAAAUUAGUAAAACAAAAUAUUGAGCCCUGUAAGCUAAAGUGCUUAUGCAGGCAUUCUGUCAGUUUCUUUGGCAGAUGGGAGGAGAAGAGACUGCAGUGUCAGUGCAAAAGAGAAAGUUGCUAUGUUGGCAGAUCACAUCACCCUACAACAAGAGUGUGAUCCUUAUACAGGCAUAAUUGUUAAAUGGAGGUUGGGGAGCCUGUCCCCACUUUGUUUGUUUUUUAAGGCAGUGAAGAUGUGGGCUAAGGGGGUGAACAUGCAUUCCUUAGAUAAUAGUUAUCUAUCUAUAAAUAUUUCAUAUACAAUAACUUUCUUGAAAUGUCAGAACAAUUGCUCUGAGGUAAAGGGUAAAAGGUAAAGGUACCCCGACCAUUAGGUCCAGCCGUGGACAACUCUGGGGUUGCGGCGCUCAUCUCACUUUACAGGCUGAGGGAGCCGGCGUUUGUCCGCAGACAGUUUUUCCAGGUCAUGUGGCCAGCAUGACUAAGCCGCUUCUGGCGAACCAGAGCAGCGCACAGAAAUGCCAUUUACCUUCCCGCCAGAGCAGUACCUAUUUAUCUACUUGCACUUUGACGUGCUUUCGAACUGCUAGGUGGGCAGGAGCUGGGACCGAACAACAGGAGCUCACCUCGUCGCAGGGAUUCGAACCGCCGACCUUUUGAUCAGCAAACCCUAGGCUCUGUGGUUUAGACCACAGCGCCAGCCGCAUCCCAUGAGGUAAAGGGUAGCGUUGCAUUAGGGCUCAGAUAGCAAAUAGUAAGCUUGCAGUUUAACUUUUUGUGUUUAAAAUCUAAUAUAAAUUUAUGAGAAUAUUCACUGAAAUAACCACUUAAUUAGCCAUACAUACUGCACCUACCAUGAGAAGAAAGAAACAAGAAUAAGUGGUGUCAAAAUAAUUGAGGCAGAUGCAAAUAAAUUGAUACUUCUUGGCUUUGUUGUACUCCAGUGAAGAAGAAAUUAAGAGUGAAUUAGAGGCCACCCACUGAAAACUUUGCCAUGCAUGUGGCAGAGAGCCCCUUUUUAAAAAUGCUCACAUUCUUCCAUAUCGGUUACUUCAGAUGUAUGAUGGGUUAUUUUUACUUAUUGGAUUUUUCAGGGUAAGGACAGGAUUCAUCUAAUAAGCCCCCCCCCCCCCCCCCGUGGGAGCCCUGUGGAAAUUGCCUUUGAGGGGGUUGGGAGAAAUCCCAAAAUAAAGUGCAGGAGAAGUAGAGAGAGGAUUGUUGUGUCUGGCAAGCUGAAAUGCUGGCUGGGCUCAUUAGAUGAAUCUUGCCCAUUAGUUUGUAAAUUUAAAAGAGGGUGCCCGCAAACCUGGGGGGAAAAAUCACACAAAUCUUGGAAUACCUCAUUAGUGUUAAAGAUAUCACUUUAUUAAUUAAAUUGGUUUACUUUUCCAGGUACUAGCUUAAAAAUCAGAUUGAUAUUAUGUUUUGGAACAACAGCUCUCAAGACAAUUUUACAACCUUACAUCAUUUUUUAAUUCUAUAAUUUAAGACCAGAUGGAUGUUUGCUUUUGUUUCCUUUUAUUCUUAUUAUAAUAUAAUAUUAAAAAUCAAAGGAUCCCUGUUUCUCCUACAGAAUAUUGUGUGUGUCGGUUGGGGUGGGGAGUGAGGGAUUAGAAGAUGAAAGUGAGCAGAUUAGCCUGUUGGCCUUGACAAUUUAUAGUAAAUAGUGUGGGAAUAGGGACCUAGGGUAGGAUGGGUGUGCACAAGAAAAAGAGAUAAAGUUCAAUCUUUUUAUAAAUAUUGUUACUGCUAAGAAGGUGACAGGUGAAACACCAUCCAAGUGCAUAGGGAACAAGUGAGGAAAACAGUGGGAGUGUAGGUAGAACAGCCAAUAACAGUUUAUUGCUGUUGGUACUGUAUUGCCUUUGACACACAGUUAUAGACACAGACACUAAUGGAGAGAUGCCUUUGGUUGCUUCAUUCACAUGCAACUCCCAGCCAUCUGGCUGUGACAGCACCUGAGGGAUACCUGUGUGAAAACUUGAAGAACAGCAACAGGAUGUGGAGUAGCUAGGGACUAUGCUUCCUUGCUACUUGAGGCAAAACAUUGGCAAGCCAGGUUCAUUUUCUAUAAACAGCAGGACUCUGCAAAGGUAUGUUUUUCUGCAGAUUUGUGGAUGCCAAGCUUCCUUGCAACACUAAAACCAAAUGUGUCAGAAUUUAGCAAGGACCUCCAAAUUGGAGGAGUGGGGAGAUUUUGGGCUAAAGACUACCCUUCUCGGAAACCUUUCUCUCCCUUAGCAAUGAAGUGCUUGGGUGAAUCUUCCUCACUACCACUACAGGCCUUGAACAGCCCUAUGUAAAAUCAUAGAAUUGUAGAGUUGGAAAGGGCGAUGAGGGUCAUCUAGUCCAACCCCCUGCAAUGCAGGAGUCUUUCGACCAAUGUGGGGCUCAAACCCACGACCCUAGUAUUAAGAGUCUCACGCUGUGAUGACUGAGCUAUCUUGCUGGAGCCCUGUUAGGAAAUAAACCACAACAUUUUUUUAAGGUUCUCCACUUGUACAGUGGUACCUCGGGUUACAUAUGCUUCAGGUUACAUACACUUCAGGUUACAGACUCUGCUAACCCAGAAAUAGUGCUUCAGGUUAAGAACUUUGCUUCAGGGUGAGAACAGAAAUCGUGCUCCGGCGCGGCGGCGACAGCGGGAGGCCCCAUUAGCUAAAGUGGUGCUUCAGGUUAAGAACAGUUUCAGGUUAAGAACAGACCUCCGGAAUGAAUUAAGUACUUAACCUGAGGUACCACUGUAUUCUAAGUAGCAGUUACAUGGUAUCUAUAGUGCCUAAUUAUUGCAUCACACUUUUUAUUUUCUUGUAAACCUUAACGAAAGCCUAAAAUGUAGAUCGGUAUUAUUACAAUAUUCCUGUAUUAUAGAUGGGAGCAAAGGCUAAGUAAAAGUGGCUUGACUUAAAUACCUAGAAGAAAUUAAAUUUGAGCCAGGCACUCAUGCUGUACCAGCUGAAAACAUGCUGUACUGUAUAGAUCUUGUGACUUCGGUAAUUGACACAUUUGGUAAGGACAUGCUAUGCUUAAAUACUGUUGUUAACACUUUUUUUCCUCCCUAGCUUUGGUAGGUGGAGGGAUGUUCUCUGGAAUUCUAAUGAUGGGUUAAGUGUGCAGGUUACAAACUCAUUUGAGACUUGUGACAACUGGGUGGAGAAGUGAAUCGGUUCCUUUUUUAUUUUUAGGUCACUGAAAAGGGAAGCACUGAAUAAUGUCUUAAUGAAUAGUUGAGCCUUAACCUGUUUUAUAUGCGGCAUCUCACAGCUAAUGGUUGGCAGUCACCUCUACUUAGUCAUCAAAUAGCAUGGAUAGGACAGUCUCUAGAACUUAGUCUGACCUGAAAAGAACUUUAGAUACCAUUUGCUGGUGCUAUUUCCUUCAGGCUGAAGUCACAAUGUUAAAUAUUAACUAUAAUGGCUAAUAUUACAGGUUAUUGCUAUACUGAAGAGUUGUUACAUCCCUUAGAGAUUUAAGGUGUUUUUUUUCUAGAAAUCAGAUAAACCAUAUCUCAGACAUUGCCAUUGUUUCCUAACUAGCAACAGAUAAGGCUCAAUUCCAAAUUACUGAAUGGAAAAGACUGUAUUCUUUUGGUUUCUUACCUACUGCUCUCAUGGGCACAUGCCUGUGUAUGCAUACUUUGUGUUUGGUUGCCCGCCUUUUUCCUGGAAAAUGGUAACUGAGUCAAGACGUUGCUUUUGCAUUUGCUUUUUGCUCAUUAGAAGAUCUGGGGCAACCCAGGACAUUGAAAAGAAUGGUAUGUGGUCUCAUCAUAAGAGCAACUGAUGACCAAACUAUAUAUUGCAUGAAACAUUUUACCAGAACAUCUGAUAUUUUUUUUUUUUUGUUUACAUAAAAGUAGCAAUGAUGGGUCUAAAAUCGAUCAGAGCAAUUGUGCUAUUUAACUAUUUCUCCCCAUAUCAUUUUCCUGAUCUAAAUUCUACAACCCAAAACUGCAAUGCUCUGUUUAUUGAAGUUUACAGUUUGAAUAUCAUUUUGGCAAUGUGCAUAGUAGUAGGAAAAUAUUUGAAAUGGUAGAAAAACAUACUAAGUUCGAAGAGGUAAUUCUCACUCUAAAAAAUUACUUUAUUCUUUUUUUAGUCAUGGGAUAUAUUCUUUCGCAAUGCCAAUGCUGGAGCUGCUCCAGGUACUGCUUACCAAAGCCCCCCUCCAUUAAGUACCAGCCUAUCAACGCUAACACACGCACAGUCUCUGGUUCAAGCACAGCCGAAUGUAGAUAAACUGGUUGAAGAUCAUCUUGCAGUCCAGUCUCUUAUUAGAGCCUAUCAGGUAAGAUAACCUCUUCUUACUUCUCUGCUGAUGUGUAAACAUCUAGCACUAUUUUUUGCCAGCCCCAAGUUUAAAAGAGAGAGAUUCAUAUACUGUGUAUAUAUGUGUAUGUAUAUAUGUGUGUGUGUGCACGCGUGUAUUUGCCUCCAAAAUAAGACUUAAAGAAUCAAACAUUGAUAGGAAUUUAGGGAAAAUAAACUGGAGUAGGAGUUCUCCUUCUACCAGUGAGUGCCUUGCAUCCCACACUGGCAGAUAUAGAUUUGCCACUUCAGGCCCAGGCUGAGCUAUAUUACACUCUGUAUGCCAGUACGUGGGCAAACUUUCUAUACACCAAAAUUUGUUCUUGAACAGUAGACUGCUCAGGAGAAGUUAUGUGCAGAAAUGAAGUGUGUGUAAACAUCUCAUCUGCCUUUUUAUGGUAAGCUAUAGCUAUAGCUGGUCUUCAGAAAUGGAAUGAGCGAUGUUGUGUACCCACACACCAGUGGGAGACUCAGUGGCUGCUGGAGAGUUGAUCUCCCUCACUUUUAGGAAGAACAGCAUCACACAGAUCAGGUAGCCUGUGGCUAUGAAAGCUUGAGAUGAUAAGACUGGCCUACUGCUGUCACCAUAUAAAGCUUAUCGAAAGCCCACCACAUAAGGUUACAACAUUGCCAUUUUAGUGCUUAGAAAAUGUGCGAUUUUCUUGAUCUAAUCCAUGGUCUCAAAAAAGUUUCCAUUCUUAAUGUUACUUUUAAAAAGAAAAUCCCUACCCUUUAACCUCAAGCAGAUUUCAAAAUACACAAGAUUGUUAGAUUAUUGUUAGAGUAUCAAAAGAAGAUAAACCAACCUGCUACUUCUAGCAUUUUUCCAAAACUGAAAGUACCGUAUUUUUCGCACCAUAGGACGCACCGGACAAUAGGACGCACUUUGUUUUAGAGGGGGGAGAACAAGAAAAAAAAAUUUCCCCCUCUCUGCCCAGCGCCCCUGCAGUGAAGCAGCAGGAGGCGCUGCACAGAGAGGGGAGAACUUUCCCCUCUUGUUUUCCCGCUCUAAAACAUGGUGCCGUUUAAGGUGCAUUCUGUGGGCUACCUUGGAAGCCUGGAGAGCGAGAGGGGUCAGUGUGCACUGACCCCUCUCGCUCUCAGGCUUCAGGUUCCUUUCGACCUGCUCUUUGGGGCUGGCGGGGGGAAGCCCACCACCAGCCCCAAAGAGCAGGUCAGGGAGCAGCAGAAAGGCGCAGCGGAGAGGCUCCUGUCAUAGCCGCGCGUCACCUCUCCAGCCGGGAGAGGGUUGCAGGGCUAUGGCUUCUUUAGCCCCACGUGCGCACUCUCCCGGCUGGAGAGGUGACGCGCGGCUAUAGAGGCUCCUGCCAUAGCCGCGCGUCACCUCUCCAGCCGGGAGAGGGUCGCGGGGCUAUGGCUUCUUUAGCCCCGCGCGCGCUGUCCCGGCUGCAGAGGUGACGCGGGGCUGUAGAGGCUCCUGCCAUGGCCGCGCGUCACCUCUCCAGCUGGGAGAGGGUCGCGGGGGCCCCCCGCGCGCGCUCUCCCGGCUGGAGAGGUGACACGCGGCUAUGGCAGGAGCCUCAAUAGCCGCGCGUCACCUCUCCAGCCGGGAGAGGGUCGCGGGGCUGCUUUAGCCCGCGCGCGCUCCCGGCUGGAGAGGUGACGCGCGGCUAUGGCAGGAGCCUCUAUAGCCGCGCGUCACCUCUCCAGCCGGGAGAGGGUCGCGGGGGGCUGCUUUAGCCCCACGUGCGCACUCUCCCGGCUGGAGAGGUGACACGGGGCUGUAGAGGUUCCUGCCAUAGCCGUGCGUCACCUCUCCAGCCGGGAGAGGGUUGCGGGGCUAUGGCAUCUUCGCUCCAUAGGACGCACACACAUUUCCCCUUCAUUUUUGAAGGGGAAAAAGUGCGUCCUGUAGAGCGAAAAAUACGGUAGAUCAUGGUUUGCCAAAAUAUCACCCUGGCUUUGGCCAGGUUUCAGGAACAAGACGUGUGAUAUAGCAGCAGACAGCUCUAUUCAGCUGCUGCUUUGUGCAGGUGGGUUGUGUGGAAUCAUGAAAGAUAAGGCAGAGUUAAAGAUUAUAAUAGCUAGAAAAUUAAUGCACACACAAAAAAUGAAAAUUUCAAAACUAGGAUAAUUUUACUAAAACUACAUGAAAGGAUCGUCAAAUACUUCCCUAAGAGGCUAGUAUGAAAGCUUGAAAAUAUUUCUCAAACAACUAAUUGUAGGCUAUGUGAUAUCUACUGAACUUAAAGCUUUGCAAAAUGUGUCAAUUUUUCCUUGAUAAAAACAGUCUCCUAUUAAAUGAUUGUCACACAAUGGUGUGCUUUUACCUAUAUGCCUGAAAAAGAUCAGAGUAUACAAGUAAAAAGAAUGUGUUAAAAUGAUUGUAUCCUUCAGAGUGUUAUACUCCUUGGGACAGCUUUUUCCCAUUGCAGUUUCUUUUGCUAUAUCUUUCUCUUCAAGUUCUGGAAACAAACAAGGAAACAGGUAAGAUUCUUCACUAGAAACGGUGAUAAAGUUAGUCAUGCUCAGAGUAGACUCAUUGAAAUCAGUGAAUUUAAGUAACAAGUUUGUUGAUUUCACUCUAUAUACAUGGGUGAUAUCCAACUGGAUCUAAUAUGAGUAUGACUUUGUUGCUAUCAUCCACAGAUAACUGUUGUUUAAUUGUCACAUCCACAAAUACUGUAUCAGAAAAGAUUUACUAGUUAGGAAGAGGUUCUAAUGGAAAUAGAUGUAAUAAUUGGCUGCCGCUGAGGAAAUCAAUGAUAUGAAUCAGAACUAAACAGCAGCAGUGGGACUGAGGUCUCUGAGGCAUCUGGUCUCUGGUGUUUCUGCUAAUCCAUGGCAGAUACCAAUAAUAAUCUCUUAUUGCUCAAACAAUACAAAUAAGAGUGAGCAGCCUAUUAGAUGUAGUCUUUUUUAAAUCAUCCAGUAAUAAUACAACCUUCACAAGAAUAAUGUAAAAAAUAUGUAGUUUGGCUUCUGAAUGGUAAAGCGCUUAAAUUCUGACAAUUCUUUUAAAACAUGAUAACUCAAGAAGUGAAAGUGAAAUCCAGUUCCUACAUAUUUACAUUAAGCAGAUGUUUAGUUUAUUGUAUAGUGAUUAAGCUUCAAAUUCCAAAAGUUACUAGUUACAUCGUUCAUGCUUCUGGGCUGAAAUUCUUGCUGAUUAAUGUCUGACUUGUCAGUUUGCAUGACCCAAAUAAAACAUGCUUGGGCACAAGGAAUUUUAAUACAGAGAAAACUUUUGAAGGAGCAAGCAUGUUUCUGUAGAAGAACAAUAGCUAAAAGCAAUAUAUUCUCUUGAAGCUGGGCCUCAUGGAGGAUUUUUAAUUGAAAUGCAAAAGUGGAGUUAAAUAGAAAAGAAAUAAAUCUCAACAAGGCCACUUCCAGACAAAUGUGUUAAUCAGGUAUGUUCAUCCCUUGACUGGCUGAGGAAAUAUAUCAGCAAACAUCGUAAAGGCACUACUUAUUUUACUUAUUGCAUCUAAUAAGCUGUACAAUCAUGUCCUUCAAGAUCCCAUCUAAUAUUUAGAAUAAGGACAUGAAACCGAGCCAUCAUGGGCUACAUCUUUUUGAAUGUAAGCCACAAAGAUGUUUUCUGGGAAUGAAUUUACAAAAAUAAGCAGCAUUUUAACAGAUGUAUUCAGCACUUUCCACAUUUCUAAGUGAAUAUUUAUCAUGGAUGUCCCUUUGCCCCACUGGGUUUUUGUACUAUUAAAGUAUUUUUACUCCUUUCGUUUAAGAAAAGUUCGGUUCCAGUCUGACAUAUGGUGUAAAAUGAGAUCAGUGUUAAGAUUUGCAUUGAUCUCUGUAAACUUGAAACAAUAGCAUUACAGAAAAUCUGCAAUGUGAAACAUGAUUGAUAACCAGCUUUGUGACUAAUUUUGUUGUUGUUUCUAGGUCAGGGGUCACCACAUUGCCAAGCUUGAUCCUCUCGGCAUUAGUUGUGUAAAUUUUGAUGAAUCGGCAGUAACUGAUUCUCCAAACGUCGGUGAGAAUUACUCUGCAAAUUAAUUCUAAUGUAAUUUUAACUUUUAUACCCCUUUCCUUUCCAUCCCCUUCCUCCCCAUCCCUCUUCUGGUAUCCACUUUCCUUUUCAUUCCUGGCCCAUUUCAUAGAUUCGAGGGCAUCAUGUAGCACAGCUCGACCCACUGGGCAUCUUGGAUGCUGAUCUGGACUCUUCCGUUCCAGCCGAUAUUAUCACUUCCGCAGAUAAACUGGGUGAGGGCUCCGAGAGCAGUUAGUGCCGCAUUGCUUGAGCUCCUCCUCUCUCACUUUCACAGCUUCUAGUUAGAUUGCUUCACUAAGUCUGAAGGGAAAGGUCUUAAGUUUCCUUUAUAAUGAUCACUUUUUUAAAAAUUGAACAGCAGCAAAGUAGUUCUGUCCCUUGUCACUUACCACUGUGGGCACAAGGUGUUACAUGUGCAAUACUAGCCAGUUUGUUCUCUUCUACUGUUAAUUUUGAGUUCAGUAGUUAAUGGCUCUGAGUAGGUUAGUAGUGUCUAUUAUUUGCCUCUGAGGAAAUGAGGAAUAUUUUGGAGUCACGUAAACAGGCCUUCUUCCUUGCCUUUAGCAUCCCUUGACCCCCAGUGUUCAGUAGGUCUCUUGCUUGGAACUGCAGUGACUUGAUUCAGCAGACUUCAAGAGUUCUGCAGUGAUGCUACUGGGGAGGAACGGGAUGGUUUUUCAAAAGCCUUCAGGCAAGUCUUGUGGUAUUUCCUCACUCAGUUCAGUUGUAAUCCUUAGCUAUGCAGCUUGCCCUAAAAUCCUAAGAGUAGCUGAACCAAUGACUUUCAGUGAUCAUGACGAGGAAGCUUUGGAGUUUAUUCCCACAUCUAAUCAAGAGACUGAAAUGGUGAGACCCUUGGUUGCAAGGUGCAUGUAUGUUGCUCAGAUGAGGGGAUGUGUGCUGAGCCAUGUUUGAAAUUCGGUUUUCCAGUAAAGCCCAACCUGAUCUUUUAAGUUUGAUCACUAGUAUUUUUUCCAAGCAUAGCACAGGUUACGGUGGCUGAGCUCUAUUUAUUGCUGGUGCUUUCUACAGGUUAAUCAACCUGCCUCCGCAAGCGCUUUUAAGUAGCAUGCUUCUAACUUAGAAUAGAACAAUAAUAAUGACCACUAACUCCUUUCAAGACUGACAUGUGAUUAGAGUAUUUGUGCAUGUAAUGUUUUGAGAUGGUCAUGAUUGAUGUGCUCAUAGAAUGUAUAUUUGUGAAAUGGAAGGUAUCCAAAGGAGAAAAAAACAAAACUGUAAUGGAUGCUGUUCUACUCAUGUUCAGUCCACUUGGCUACACUGUCAUCUUCAACUUACAGUUGGCGUUCUGAUGUUGUUGCCCCCUUUACGUUAAAGAUCCAUUACUCAUACAAAGAACGUUGGUCGUGAAGUCCAGGGGUUCUUUUCAGGCCUUUGGAGGGGAUCCCUAAUGUGUUCUACAGUACUCCUUUGACAUUGCACACAUUAAAUCAUCUUAAGCAAGUAUGUCAGAUACAGGACAGUGGAGUACAGCACCCCUUUACAGUGGAGUGGUGGUGAUGAAUUAAGAUGGAAUAGACAUUUUGAGGGGGAAAAUCAUAGGUGGGUCCCUGCAGCAUAGAGAAUCUAGCUCUAUUUUACUUAUGUCCCUGCUUGAUAAUGGAUUCAUUAUUACUCUUGAAGUCUGUCAUUAAUACUUCACAAGGGUAGAGUUACACCACCACCAGUUUUAUACAUGUUCAUAUAUGUGAACCCUAAGAUUUUAAUAAAGCUGUAUAUAACUCUGCCACCUUGCAUAGACAGUGUAUGUAUGAAAUUCUUUAGAUAAUCUUUUUCUGAUCAGAGAGUGAAAUCAAAGCUGUUUCACAUUAAAUAAAGUUAACUGGGAUAUUAAAUAUUCACAAGUGAUGAUUUUUUAAUCUACUAAUAUUUAGUAUCUUAUCCAGUCUUAUGGGGCUCUCAGACAGUAGCUAGGUUGUAUUGUGAUAAAUAUGUGCCACCUUACAUGCUAAGUUAUCUGUGGCAAUGGACACUGCAAACUCAGUAAGGUGUAGAGUGGUUCAUGUGCCUUACAACAAUGGUAGCCAAAAGUGUAUUCUCACUGAUACAGCAGCAUCCGUUUCUGUCCAGUGUGGAAUUACCGUAGUUGUGUAUACUCUGUACUACAACAAAACGGGCAUAUUACAAAAUGGGCAAAUGUGUGCAAGCUCAGGCACUAGCUCUUAAAAGUUACAGCUCAUACAACAACCAGAUGGGUGGAAGCAGUUCAGGUAGCCUGAUGCAAUGGGUACUGUUAGGUGAAAACUGAGGAGAGCCAAAUGUUCCUGGUAUCUCAGUAGAGCUGAUGGAAGAGCCCUGCUUACCACCUCUCUCCCUCAGGAUCCUGAACAAAUUCUGGAAUACGUAGGAAACUACCUUGUACCAAACCAUUUGUCUGCCUAGUCCAGUACUGUCUACUUUGAAUGGCUGUAUCUCUCCAGGAUGUCAGGGCUGAAGCCUUUUCCAUCACCUUCUACCUGAGCCUUUUAAAUGGAUAUGCCAGGGAUUGAACCCAGGAUCUUCUGUGUGCAAAGCAUGUAUUCUACCACUGAGUCAUGUUUACUUUCCACAUCUAAGCAGUUGGUUGCUCUCUAUAUAACUGCUUUCUCAAGCAUUGUUUUAAGCUCAAUAGGCUGUCUUAAAAUUGGGUGCUAUGUCUUGACAGGAUUUUACGGGGUGCUUAUUGCAACAGACCUGUAGCUCAGAAAAAGUUUGUUAAAAAGCAGUUUUGUUAACUUCAAGAUAAUUUGCUCUUGAAAUUAUUACUGAGUAUAGUUCAUGACACAGGGGAGCUGCUACCUGUAUUAGUAAACUUGCAGCAAUCUGGUGAGUUAUGCACCAGCCACACACCAGCUGGUUUUCCUGGGAUGUGCAUUGGAACAGCUGGCACACACUGUACCUCAACAUAGUUUAUUCUUUUUGCAAGCUCUACUUCCUUUUUGGGAAACUGAAUUCCUUUUUUGUGCUUCUUUAUAAAUGUGCUUAUAGACAUAAAGGCAAGCAGGUCUGCUCUUAAGGGCUGCUUGGCAGGCAACUUGAACAGGGUAAGCAAACAAACCAUAGCUAAAGGUAUAUGUCUGAUCCGCACAUAAUGCCAUGUCAUAGAUAUAACAGGUCAAGCUUCGUAAUCCAACGACAAACUUCACAUCACAGUUUGUUGGCGGUUAACAUACCAUAGUUCAGCUGCUAGGCAGUUUGAAGAUUAUCAUACUAAAUAUUGUUUAAUAAACCAUGGCUUAGCUUUGCAUGCAAACCUGGCCUGUAUCAAGGGCAGGGCAGAGCCCUUAUAGUAAUAUCUGUUUGUAAGAAAGGGACUCCUGCAGCCAGUUGUUUCUUUUUAAAAAAAAAUAAUUUUUAUUAAGUUUUCCAUUUAACAAUCCAAUCAUAGCACAUUAAUUAUUCCAAAUUAUACCAAUACAUAUCAUAAAGUCCAAAUAUUUUGCCAAAUUAUAUAUUUUUGUUGGGGGUUCCCAUGCUUUGAGUUCAGUAAGGGUCCAGUCAUCUCAUAUUUCUGCUGCUUUUAGUGUUCACCGGUCUGCAGCCAGUUGUUUUAUACCAAUGCCCCAUUCAUACUGCAGGAAUGGAAUGGGAGACUAUAAGUAACUACAACUUGUGCCUCUUGGGAGAUAAGCAGCAAAAUAAGCUUUCAGAGACAUAUCGUGCUAUUUCCUUUGAAACUAAUUAGUUGCUCAAUACAGUACACACAUAUAUAUAACUUUGAGGGGGGGUUAUAAUCAAGUGGUAUAUAAUUUUCAUGAAAUAAAUAAAAAUAGGAUAAGAUCAUUCAAAUCUAGCUAGUAUUGGGGGGGGAAGGCCAAAUUCUUACUGAGAAGUGGUUCCGUCAUUACUAGAGCCCUUCUCUGCUGAUUAGCAGCACUGAAAGGAUGAAUUUGUUACUGUUGUCCUUUGAUAGUGGAAGCGUUGUGCUAAUGUAGUUUUUAUGCUGAAUGCAUUAUUUGCUGCUGAAAGCUAAGUGAUAUCCAUUUGCAGUUUAUCAACUUCUAUGGAAGAGGUUUGUAUAGGUAUUCAUCUUGUUAUGUUGAACUGCUUGCUGCACAUAGGAAUAAACUCUGUGAUUAUUUUUGGUCCCAAAUAAUCCUAAAGUACAAUUUGUAGAGAUAAGUACUGGCCUUGUGCUGCUGAGCUUGUGUGCCUGCCUUUUAAACCAUAAAUUCAAACAAGUACAAAGUCACUAUGUUCCUAGAUAUGAAAAUGCCAGUUAGGGAGAGUCACGUGAAAGGUGGUUGAUAGUAGCCAUUGAAGUGUGGCUUACAUUUUAGUGAGGGGAAAUGUUGACCUUUUAAGUCAGGCUUCCUCAGACUCGGCCCUCCAGAUAUUUUGAGACUACAAUUCCCAUCCUCCCUGGCCACUGGUCCUGCUAGCUAGGAAUCAUGGGAGUUGUAGGCCAAAAACAUCUGAAGGGCCGAGUUUGAGGACGCCCGUUUUAAGUGAUCUAGCAGAAUAACUUCAGUUGUUGCUAUAAUACUGUUCCCCCUUAUUGUACAUUUUGACAUGUUAUUCCUUUAUAAUUACUUUAUAAUUAAGACAGGGAGAUUCAGAACUACAUUUUCUCAUUCUCAUUCAAAAUAUUACUUUGUUUUAUUCCUUGCUUUCACAGCACUAUAUUAAUUGUUUAAUUGGUGUCUCACCAAUAUCCAAUGCAGAUAUUAUUAUUAUCCUUGGAGAACAAGCAUUCCUUCUUCCAUAAAAUGUAAAUAGAAUUGUUACUUUUUAAAUCUUAUUCCUCUCCAGUGCUAUUCUACAAGAUAGGUUAUGCUGCAUUCAGGGCAGUAAAACAGAAACACAGACCCCAUCAGAGACUGUAGGCACAUCACCUUCCUUUUCUGCAGCCUCUGCUGUAUUUUGACUUAGCAGAAAAUGUCAUGCUAGUUGUUUGUUUUUACAAGGCCUGUAUUAGCAGGCCUGCAAGGUCUAGCAACAAACCUAUGGCUGGAAACAGAAUGUUCAAUCCACAUUGUCUCAGGAGGUCUUUGGAAGGGCAAGCUCUCUGCUUCUGUGAGUCAGUCCAUUCUUGCCCUUGAGUCAGGGAAUAGUGCUAUGCAGCUACCUUUUUGCCCACCCACACAAAUUUCCUGUUUCUAACUGAUUUGCUCCUGGGACCCAAUCCCAAAAUAUUCAGCACAGAACAUGAAGACUCCCAGUCCUUGCAUGCUGUGGUUGAUUAUGUGACAUUUGAGUUCAGUGAAUGUUUUGAACUCUUGUGGUCUAGCAUAAGCAGUCCGCCAGUAGAAUUUACCAUGUGAAAUGGAAAUACGUUCGUAGAAUGGUUAAAUUUUCAACUUAACAUUCUUUAGAAAUUCGUCACUUCCAAAGUUUCCUAGAGAAGGUUAUGUAAGGCUGCCACUUGGACAUCAUCUGUUCUAGACUAAAUUGAUUUGUUCCAUUUGUUAGGCCAUAUUCGAUUCAUUCCUUUCUCUAAUACAGUUUGCACCAUGCAUAGAGGCAAACUGUUUUGGUAUGAACCAAAAUCUAGAAUAACACCUGAGACGAUAAACUCAUCAAUGAAGUGUCCUCAGAUUUUAUCAGGUGCCACUCCCAACAAUGGCAAGGAGCAGCGACAGACUGUGGAGCAUGAGUGACAGGUUUUGUCUUGUUCCUACAUCAUGAAUCAUAACAUCUUUCACAGCAUUGUGCCCUUUGCUCUUCAAAAUAGUUGCCUUGUUAUAUUUUGCUCUGGAUCCAUCUUUCCGGGGAUCCUAUGAAGGAACCUGAGUCACUCUACAAUAUAUGUGAUCCUCUCCUUCAUUUAAUGGCUAAUGGUGCUGAAAACUCAUUUGGAAAGCUGCAGGACAAGGCAUGAUGUUCCUUGGGACAGCAACCCAUAAAUUUCUUUUACCUCCCUCCAAACUAACCUGAGAGGAAUAUAACCUCCCCUGUGGACUGGUACUUGAGAGAAUCUGAGGACAACACAUAGGUGAGUACACUGGCCAUUGUCUACACUAAUGGCUUUUGGGAAGGAGUAGGGGAUGUGCCAGUCUGUAAAUGACUGGGUACCUCUGGGGUAGUUUGUCCGCCUUUGGCCCCCACUUGCACUCAGCUCUCACCUGUGGCUCCUAGAAGCUGUCAGCAUGUAACAGUGGCCACACCCUAGGAAUAGCUUCAACUGGCCAGCUAAACCGGGUGACGGUAGACGAUGGGUCUUAAACCGUUGGUGAGUUAGGUCUUGCCCUGCAUGCGAACACAGGAUCCAGCGGAUUGAUCAGAUGAGACCAAAAGUGGGUCCAAUGCUUAAGAAGGCAGUUUUUGCACGUGCUUCAGAGAGAAGUGAGGAGCAGGUGGGGCUCGUCAACCUGGGAAGGUAGCCCAUCUAGGAGAAGGAAAACACUGAUCCUAAACCUCUUUUGCCUUGCUAGAUAUAAUCAGAAGAAAAACCUAAGGAGUAAACCCUGCACAAAUCCAGAGUGGAGUCCCUAAGACGGUUGGGUGGCACCUUGUGGGCUCCUUACAGCAACUCCUUCAGCCAAGCUGGUGCCAGAUGUAUUGCUUUGCUUUCUUUGGACCACAUCGGUGAAACCGAUGGGGCGGGGUCUUGUCACCUGGGCAGCAGUUUGACUUCACCCCCUCGGGCACACUCCAUUGUCUCCCAAGACAAGCAGAUGUCAACGAAGCCUUUGUUCAAUUCACUCAGCCUUCUUAUGGAGCUAAGCACAUCGUUUGGCAUGAUCUGCCCUUGAUAUUCAAAGCUUUCUCAAAUAUCUCUACCGUACCCAUGAUUCAAUCAGCACAACCUGAUCGUUAGUUCAGGGGCUGAGGCACAACUGAAAUACUGUUGCACAAAGGAAUCUUGCUAUAGCUGCUUACAACUGCAUACAGAGAACAAAGUUGUUUAUGGUUACAUUCCAAGCUAAUGAUCAUCCUGUGGUGGAAGCUCUGAACCUCAAGAGGGUCAUAUGAACGUGCUUAGGAAGGUGCCUACUCAGCUCCCUGUGAUAAAGGGUUUGGUGGUUUCCCUCCCAGAAGAAGCUGUGUUCAGGACAAAGAACGCUUUUGGGUGUCGAGGCCAUUUGAGAAGGAUGAGUCAUAGCAGCAGUGACUUGCAGUAGUACACAAUAAGUUUCUGUUUAGCAAAAUCCUGCCAAUAAAUUACCCUGCCAGUAAAUUGUUCCUUAUUAGGAGGUGCCCUUGAAAUCUCUGUUGAUAGCCAAGCUAGGUUUAAACUUUAAAGCAAAGCCAUUGACAGUUGUUCUGACUUUGACAAACCAAAGAGCAGGUGAGCCAGAGUAGUCAAUAGUUAGCUUGUUGAGAAAAAACAUAGGAUGCACAGUCUCAGCUGUGAACCUCAUUAGCCUUUGACAUCUUUCAGUCUAAUCUACCUCACAGGGUUGUUUGUGAGGAUAAAGUGUGUGAACACUUUGUACAUUGCCUUGAGCUCCACAGAGGUAGAAUGGGAUACGAAAGUGCUAAGAAGUUACUUCAGCUGGAGCAGAUACGGGAUUCUGUAAGAAGGCUUUCUUUUAUUCAUUUGUACUUUUUAAACUAGGCUCCUGCUCUAGAGACCGCUUGGUUUACUACUUGAUGCCCUGAACCCCCCCCCCCCCCGCUUGCAUAUUUUACAUAAGGAAACAAUGAGGAGAUCUCAAACCAUGUAGCUUAACUGCUGUGUAUCGGGUAACUUUCACACCUCUUUUUCUCUGUAUGGUUUAUAUGGCUGGCUCUGAAAGAUUCAUUCAAGGAUUUCCCCCCUGUAGUAUUGCAGUCAUCCUUCAUUCUAACCUCCUUUCCUAUGGUGGUGUUGACGGUGUGCUUGUGAGUACUGUUUAAAACGUUGACUUUCUCUGUAUAUUGCUACUUCCGCGGUUCUUUGGGGUUUUUUAAAAACUAACUUUGACUGGGUCUCUCUGUCUUCUCCUUUCUGCAUCCCACCUUACCCCCUUCUCCCAGAUCUUGCAGUAUUCAAGGAGCGGCUGAGAGUGCUAACAGUAGGAGGUAUGCAAAUAAUGAGCGUCUAACCCCUUCUGGAGAUUAGGACUCUCUGAAUAGUUGACUCUGAGCAUGUAUAGUUUAGGUAAAGUUGCAGCUUGCCCCCAUGUCAAACAGUGUUUGUUUUCUUCUCAGAGUGGUUUGGAAUGUAUGUGACCAAAGUGCUUCAUUAUCGUCUUCCUCCCAAAUUACAUACCUCUUUAUUUGAUUGAGUGGUAGCCAUUUAUUCCUAUUGUUUGUUUGCCAUUGUUUGUUGUGUUGAGUACUGUCUUCCGUUAGCAUCUGGGACUCCACAAAAAUGUAAUUGUUGUCACAUGUUCAUUAGAGCACUUACUCAGGUGCCUUUGAUACUUAACCUGACUUGUGUGAUUUGGUGCACAAAAGUAAAUGUUACAUUUAUGUAGGUGCCAGACUUCUGACAGUGACAUACAGGCAUCUAAAUAGCCAGGCUUGGUUAUUUUUCUAUCUUGCUAAGAGAUUCCCAUCUCAUGGUAGUCUUAUGCUGUGAGUUGGAUGCUUCAGUGUCCAAUGCUUAAUCAUAAUUUUCAAGUUACUGUUUUUUUAUCCAAUUGAACGGAGCAAAAUAUUUCUAAAGAGAGAUGAAUCCCACACUAUGUGUGGUGCUUUCUGUUUCACAGCUAACCUGGGCUUCUUUCUGGCAGACUGGUAUGUUGCAAUGCAUAUAGGUGACAAUUAAGAAGUAAAGCAUAUUAAGAAAAUGCUUCCUUGCUGCAAGCAGAAGAAUGAAUAUUUAGCUUUCCUGUUAUCACAUGAUACUGUAUUUUUCUCCUAAAUCAUACCUACUGUUGGCCUUGGUUUGGAUUUGUCUCUGUAAAAUCUCUGUAGAUAAACAAAUGGCUAUCUCAUGUAUUGGGAUCUAAUGUCCCUAAACAGAAGACAACUUUAAAAAGUUAUGACUGUAGCCAACUAAAUGGGUGGUUUUUUAAAACAAAACAAAAGACAAAAACCCUGGUCAUACUCCCACAGUCUUUCCAACCAUCAGAAAUUUAUGGAGUUAAAUAAAAAAGCAAAGGCUGGUUUGCUCCUGCAGCAGCCCUUUUGUGGAUAGUAUACCGUAGGUCCUUUCUCUCUCUCUCUCUCUCUCUCUCAGCAUUUGUAACUUUAAAAUCCUUGCUAAUCACAUUCUCCCUGCUUCAGCAUCUCUACUGGGAUGGGAGAUGCAGUGGUGAGUAACAGAAUGACUUGCAUUACCCUAGCCUGAUUCUGCAUCCAGGGUAGCAAAAUGAUAUCCUUCAAGCUGAGGGUGUGUUCAUGUCAUAUUUCUGCUAAUAAUAAUAAGCAUUAAAAAUUACUUGAUAGAUGCUUUUUUCUAAUGGGUGAAUUAGAAAAAAGUAUCUGUCUCAUACCUCUCGAUACAUAGUAUUAACAGGUCUAUGCACUGAAUUUCCAAACAGAUGAGAACUACUUCCAACGAGCAGGACUAAUGUAACUAUCACCUCACCCAGAUGAAUUUAAAGUCACUCUGAGAUCUUUCCUUAAUUGAAACUUUCACAAUUUUAAAAAAUGCUUCAGUUUUUACAAAAAAGCAAAAGGGAGACCCAGAAAGCAGCUAGCACAAUAUGUUCUGACACAAGAACAAUAUUUGGUUUCCCCAUGCAAUUCCCACCCACCCCUUUUACGAAAGAGCUUAUGCUGUGAACCAACAAUGUAGAUUUUAAAAACCAGCGAGUGCCAAACACAGGAAUUAGAUCUGGGUAAUAAGGUAUGACCAAACUGCGGGAGGCAGUGGAAGACAGGAGUGCAUUGCGUGCUCUGGUCCAUGGGGUCACGAAGAGUCGGACACGACUAAACAAACAACAACAAUAAGGUAGGGGAAUUACCCAAAUCUUCCUCCUGAGGACAGAACUACACUUGAUUCAGGUUGCCAUCAAUAUGAAAGCAAAAUUUCAAGUACUCCCUGACCUCUGUAUCGUGUUUCAGCUGGAGUUGGGGGGUCAAUCUCUUGACAGUGAACCUAAUUAGGCCCACCAUGCCUCCCCAUUUGGUCCGCCAGGUAUAAUAAAGAUAACAGGCAUUCCACUGGCCCUUCUUUAUUGCCUAUGUGAAGGCAUCAUACCUCACAUCAUAAAUGGUGUCUAGUACGGGGCAAGUAAAGCUGGACCAAAAAAAGGGGUGGAGCACCCAGCUGAUCAGCACUGGGUGCAGUUAUUUGCAAGGCACUUUGAAGCCCUGGCUGUCAGCUGAUCACUGGAGCUGGUGGUACUUGAAGAAUACCUGCACAGCCAAAGUCCCAACAGUUCACUGGGAUUGGCCCAGGGAGCUGGAGGAAGUAGCUCGGAUUCAAAGCACUUCCUUCACUGCUUUCUCAGAAGAGAUGAAAAAAUGCUCAAUUUAAAAACUUGGUGCGUUUUUGUUUUUUUUUCUUUUCCCAGGGGAGCAAUUUAUAUUCAAAGCGCUGGAGGAAGUGCUUUGAAUAUAAACAGCUUUCUCUCCAAAGGAGGAAAUGUUCCAAUUAUAGGAGCAUUUUGCCCUCUGCAGAUACUUCAAAGGGGUUCCCUGUAACCAACAAUCAGUCAAUUAUCUGUUACAGUGACCUCCAAGCUUUGACAAGUGUCAGUCACCUCAUGCCAUUAUGAAGUCAGGUGGACUUUGCAAGUCAGGUUUAUUUGCAAGAGAUGAGGAAGAUAAGGAAAUGCCAGAAGCAAUUCCCGACCCAACCCCUAGUUUAGUCAGACUUGCCCCAGUUUUGUUUCCUUGCCCCCCUGGUGGAAGAACAGCAUGGGAUACAGAGGACUAAACAUGGCAGCAAGGAGUGAGAAUUUGGCAUAUCAUUUAAAUGUUCAGUAGCAACCCUUUAUCAAGCAGCCUUGUACCUCUGCCUACCAGCCUGCUUCCAAGUCUAUGUAAUCUUCUACUGACAGAUGAAGCAGAAGUGUCUGGUGGGAAUUGAUUGCUUUGCAAUUGUCCUGAUGCAGGAAGAAAAAUGACAUAACGUGUACAGUCUUUGAGCCCUUUAGAUCAGCUGUAGAAGCCCUUUCUUGUGUCUUGCCGCCGUCUGAAAUCUUGCUGGUGGUAACAGGGAAGAGGGCCUUGGUUACGGGGAUCUCCCUGCUCCAAGAAAACCAUCCAUGCCUAUUGCCACUGGCCUUAUGCCAUCAUCUUGCAGCAUUUUAGACAGGACAUUAGUCUGUCCUUUGUUUGGCUUUUGUCUCCCCUUGGCUCCAUGAUGAUUUUGCUGGUCUGUGAGCUUCUGUUGUCUUAGGUUUAAGAUGGUUCCUCUGUUUCAGUUUGUGUUUAGCUGUUUUUGGUUAGUUGCUUACUUUAAGGUCAGAGGCGGAAUAGAAAUUUCAAAACACAUAAAGGGCUGGAUUCAGCUAAUGAGUCCCAUCAGUGGAAGCCCUGUGCCAGAACCUCUGCUUGCUCUACGGGGCUUUACCCCUGUCCUCCCCUCGUUUCCCCUGGAAAGGGCUGGGGGGGGGAGUAUUAGGAGAACCCCCUGGAACAGCGUGCCUGGGGAGGAGAUGCAGAAUUGUUCUGUCUGGCAAGCUGAAUUGCUUUCUGUUACAAAACUCCUCCCAGAAUAGUUUCUCACUAGAUACUAAGUUGAUCAACAUUAAGGAGUUUUUCUUUAAUGUCGAAAACGCUUGUCAAGUUGCUAUGCAAAAUCUCCACUUGGAUUAGUUGGUGUAUCUUUUUAUAGACAACUUUCUGGCUCUCAGUUGUAUGAUCUUCAGCUGAACACUCCUUAAUUAUUCGAGCAACUGAUGCUGAAGUAUUUUAAUAUUGGUAAUAAUAAGAUACUUCUGGUCUGUGCUCCUGCACAGUAAAUGUGAAUAGUGGAUGCUUAAAUGUAUUGCUGAGAGAGAAUUUUGAAAUUUGGUGGAAGCAAAACCUUUGUGAGGCCUGUGAAAAGCGUUGUUUGCAGAGUCCAGUUCAUUCUCAAAUCUUUGUUCCCAUGGAGUGAGCUAUUCAGGAGAGUCCUACACAGAACCCUAAAACUGAUACAUAAUCAUGCUGCUUUUCUACUUUUUGGUUCUGGGAGCUGGGCCUUUAACUCUUUUAUUUCCUGCUUCAUUUUACUUUUAAUUUUAAAUAUGUGGUGAAAUGUGGUGACAAUGUAUUUUUGCAAUACUUUUUUUGUCUUUAACAUCCAAAAAAAUGUGUGAAUGUGGGUCUAAAAUUCUUAUUGAUUCCUCCCCUGGAUUUAAUUACCAAUUUUAACGGCAAGUAUAUUACCUGUGUUUACACCCUCCAUGCUUUUUACGGUAACCUUUUUUGUUCUUGCUUACCUGUUCAUCAUUUUAAUUGCCGCCUUUUUUUUUUGUUCAUACAAACCUCCUUCAUGCUUAUUUUGUGCUGCUUUCUUGUCCCUCCUCUCCUUCACCAAAACCUGGUUCCUGUGCUGCGGCUGUCUGCAUUGAACGCCUCUUCCCACUCCUUUUUUGCCUUCUCCUACCCAUGAAAAUUCUGCAGGGUUUUAUGGCCUGGACGAAUCGGACCUCGACAAGGUUUUUCACUUGCCCACUACCACUUUCAUUGGAGGAAAAGAAUCUGCUCUCCCUCUUCGGGAAAUCAUCCGCCGUUUAGAGGUAAGAGACCUGCACAGGAUGCAGGAGCCUUGGAGAGUCAGCACUGUUUGGAUGUUGUCACUUUUCUUCCCUCCCUACCCCAGUGUAUACAUAACAAGGCAUGGUACAGGCUUUAGAAUUGUGUCUUUCCUCUGUUCCUUUCAUAAGCUAUAAAAGCACUGCUCCCCACCAAGCCAUGCUGAAUUCAGCACACAAUCUUCACUCCCUCUUCUACAUGCUGAGAGUGGAUAAAAAAUUAGCAAGAGAUCAACUCCCCAACUCACUGUGCAUAGAGUUCGCAAGGUGGAGUGGUGUCCAAACAGCACUCUAAUCAGAAACAAAGCAAUUUAUCCCAAAUAAUUACCCUCUGUAAUAGUUACAGUUGGUCGGUCUGCUUUUUAACAUGGUGCUAACUUUGUAGUCCAGAAAGUAAUCUUCACACUGGGCAAAAGAUUCCUGCAUUGCAGGGAGUUGAACUAGAUGACUCUCGUGGUCCCUUCCAACUCUACAACUCUAUGAUUCCAUGCCAGAAAAAGUAUCCCAUUACACACUCGUGUGACAAAAUAAACACUGGCACCUUAUUUCCCAAGUGACGUCAUGCCUACAUUUCCAGUUGGUAUUAGCUUUGUGUAGGAAAGAGAGCCACUGUGGAGUAAUGAUUAGAUUAGUGGACAAGGUCCUGGAAGACCAAGGUUUGAAUCCCUGCUCAGUCAUGAAGCUCACUGAGUGAUGUUGGGCCAGUCACAGUCUUGGCAAAGCGACCUCAUACGAUUGCUUUUGAGGUGGGUGGAAUAGAGAGGAGCAGUACCAUUAUGCCACACUGAACUCCUUGGAAGAGAGGUGAGAUAUAAAUGAAAUAAUUAAAUAAACAAACCUACUGUUUGAAUCUUCUGCCUUAACACUGGUACUGAUCUGUACUACUCCCUAGUGGCAGCUGGUAAACGUGAGUUCUCAAAACAAUUUAGAAGCAAUAAUAGAAUCCUAGAAUUGAGGACCAUCUGGUCCAACCCCCUGCAGAGCAGAAAUUCUACCAUUGGCCAUUACGAGUGAAGAAGCGAGUGUUCGCAUGAAAGAUAGCAAACUGGUCCUGUAGGCAAUUUGCGGCAGACCCCUUCAUAGGUGGUCAAAUAGCUGCCUGUGGUGUUUCCGUUGCCGAUGUGCUGCUUCGGAAAUUGCAAGAGGGAGCUGCCUCUUGUUGGAAUAUUGUGGAAGCCCAUGUUGAUACCUUUCUACACUGUAGUCUGAAAUGUAAAGUACAUUUUUAAAGUCUGUAUGAAUUCUCCUUAGAGAUGUUAGCAUUGUGUGUGAGGAUUUGGGCAGAUAAGACGCUGUGGCAAAUAACCUGUCCCCAGAGAAACUAUAUUAGGGUAAUAUACUGCAGAGGGAUAAGGUAUUUGACCCUGGUGCUCUGGCAGCUUCAAAAAGGCAGUGAAAUAGAAGAUAAAAUGUGGUUAUCCAAUGGGGAAAAUGUGAGAACACCAGUCCUUCCGGAUGUUGCAACUACAAAAACUACUGUGCUCUGUAAACUAUGAACAUAUUAAAGCUUAAAAUUUUAAUGGUCAUUCUUGAUGGAAGAGCAUUUCUUACGCCUGUUUUCUGGCAGUCAUACAGAUUUUUUUUCCUUGCCAGUGUGGGUGCCUCUUGCUCAGCACAGCAAACGAACAGCUGCUGCUGACUCUUGAAAGGGGAAGAGAUGGGAAGGAGAAGAAAAACCUCAAGGACAGGAGCGCUCCUUUCCUGUCUCUGUCUUCUGUAACUGUGUUGUGCAGAAUAAAGGCAACCACUCAGCUUCCUCACCUGCAGUGGCUUUUCUUGUCCAUCUUAACUUCUCAAAAUGUAUCUCCUUUUACUCUGGGUUUCAGAGUUAUCUUUCCACUCAGUAAGCAGGUUAUAAUUUGCAUACUUCAUAAGGCAACACCACUUCCUAGUGAAGAAAAUGCAACCUUGGUGUCCUCUGCCUACAUUAGUUCUGUGUCAUGACUAUGCCUAAAAAUAAUUUCCAACAAGGCUGUGCAAAGGUCAGUCUUGCCAACACUUGCCAGACAUUCCUUUGCUCUUCUGCUUGCAUCUCCUGCCAGUUCCCUGCAUUGGUAUUAAAAUUUGAACAUAACCGAUUUAAAAAGUAGCUAGUUACAGUCACUUAUGUUAUGUCUUACCUUUCUGAGUUUCAAACAUCUACCUUCAGGGAGCAUUUUAGCACUUCAUCUGUGCAUUGCAAAGGAUUCUGGGUCACAUUUUAAGGUACAUAGGUUACCGGCCAGCCCUCUUUAGUCUUACUGUUGCUGCAUGUGAAUGUAAACUACAUUCCUCUGCAGCUACACAUUUCAAAGACAGAUUAUUAGUGGUAAUCAAGCUGUUGUUUUCAAGGAAGUUUGUCUGCCAUAAUCGUCUUAUUGAGGAGCCCUUGAUAAGUUUCCAAGUUUUGAAAAAUACUAGCUUAUUUGAAGACCUUAGAUGUUCAACUUCUGUUUUUCCAGUCCCAGAUUUGAAUGAAACUGCACAGACUUCAUGUGCCUGAUUCAGGAAAGUAUAUCUCAUUCAAAUUAAUGAAACUGGCAAGUUCCAGAGCCCGUGGGGUGCAGUAUAUAAGAUUUGGAUUGUCAAGACCUCAGCUCAGAUCCUAAGUCAUCACUGGACAGUCUUCUGCCCCUCUCUUGGUGUAGUGUACCUUACUGAAUGGUUAUGAUGGUAAAAUGGAAUUGCCCAUUAUGCACUGCCCCAAGUUCUUUAGAAGAAAAGAAGGAUAAAUAAAUAAAUAAAUAAAACAUAAUUAUUUGAUGAUAUAUAGUUGUUCAAAAAGCACUUCUUUAAUCUGUGCUGUGAGAUGGUCAACUCUUUUGCUUUAUUUUGUGUUGAAACUUUUUUGUGUUUAAUAGAUGGCCUAUUGCCAACACAUUGGUGUAGAGUUCAUGUUCAUUAAUGAUCUGGAGCAGUGCCAAUGGAUAAGGCAGAAAUUUGAAACUCCUGGUGUCAUGCAGUUCACUAACGAGGAGAAGCGCACCCUGCUGGCUAGACUAGUCCGGUCGACCAGGUACUUGCAUUUCUUCAACUUCCCUGAAUUGUGGGGUUUUGUUUUGGGGUUUUUUUUGUGUGUUUGGGGCGGGUCUGUUAGGCCCCUCAGGGCUCAAGUUUCAUGGCAGUGGACAAGCGGCCUACAAGCAUAGAUUCACAGCCCAGAAGGACCAAAUGGUUCAAGAGUUGAUUGACAUUCUCAGCAAACUGAGAUGCACACAUAUGGUUCUAACCCAGUGUUUUUCAACCAGUGUGCUGUGGCACCCUGGGGUGCCUUGAAUGAUGGUCAGGGGUGCCGUGGGUCAACACUGUCCCCCUUUCCUUUCCUUUCCUUUCCUUUCCUUUCCUUUCCUUUCCUUUCCUUUCCUUUCCUUUCCUUUCCUCCUUCCUCUGAUGCCCUCUUGCCUCUCUGCCUCCCCAAGGCUUGCACAGCUGUUUGUUGCAGCAGCCCUGGCUACAAGCUCCCCAGGUGAAUGGUGCCUCUGGGGCUGGUCAGGGGGCGUGCUGGUUGCCAGGAGCUGAGGCGGCAAGCAAGUGGAUAAGCAAGCAAGUGGGUGAGGGAACCCAGCCAGCCAGCCAGUCCGUCAGCCCUUGCUGUUGGGAAUGGACAGACAAGUCCCUGGGCCCUGUGGGGCAGUGUGAGAAGACACCACUCAUUGGGGCGGAGCAGCUCAGAGACCAGUGGCAGUGGCUGCCCAGAAGACUCCCAAGGAGAGGAGCGGAGAGCAUUUAUCAGAGUUGUUCUACCUGGCCUUUGGCUUGGAGCCAAUUUGAUUCCCUCCCUCUCUUUCUUUUUUCUUUUCCUUCUCCUCCUGCGAUGAGGCUACAUUUUAAUAUUUUAAUGUUUUAAUAUUUUAAUGUUGUAUUUUAAUUUUGUUUUUAAGUUGUAAUCAUUCAACUUGUUUUUAUUAUUGCUUGUUAGCUGCCCUGAGCCCAGCCUCGGCUGGGGAGGGCGGGGUAUAAAUAAAAAUUAUUACUAUUAUUAUUAUUAUCAUCAUCAUCAUCUCCUGCAAUGCAGUUUAAGUGAGGUUUUUGUUUUUUAAGCUAAGCUUUCUCUCUGGCAUGUACAUGUUCCUUGACUAUAUUUUUCCAGCUAAAGCUGCAGUCAGGAGUGGUGUUAUCCUCUCCAUCCUACCGCAGUUAUACAGGAUGUAUUUUUUUGUGCUAAUGGCACUGAAUGUAGGCCAUCAUUAGUAUGGCAUGAAGGGAAAAGUCUGCUCUUCAUUUAGGAAAGACCUUGGAUGUUGGCUCUUCUCACUUUUCUCUGCUUACUCACAUCUUUGACCUAGUUUUACAUUGAGAAUAACUGUGUGUAACCUCAGAUCACACAUGUUCUGAACCACCCUGAGAUCUACAGGUAUAGGGCAGUAUACAAAUUUAAUAAAUAAUAGUAAUGUGUAUGUAUGUCAUAAUCUAGUUGCAUGGCUUCUUCUGCUAUCUCUCUAGAGAUGACUUGCAAAACUAUUCUCCAGAAUCUUUAUCAUUUCCCCUUCAUCUUCCCGCCCCCCUGCCACCUCCUGUUUCUGAGUGACACAACAAGAUAUGACCAUGAUUUAGCACUGGUUUUAACUCUUCCCUUUCUUUUGAAUAAUGCAAUUCAUUAUAUUGCUAUUUCCUCUACAGCUCUUGAGUAAUGCUUAUUAUGCCUGUAAGUUUAAUGCAAUUGAAGUUCUUCAGCCAUUAACUACUACCGAUGUUCCAACUCCUGUUUGUGUCCACAUCCGCAAUGCUUUAGAUUGAGGAGGAGGAGGGAGUUAUAGGAAAGUUCUCCACAUGCAUCUUUCACCUCUGUUGUCUCUGAUGUCCAGCUUGUGAGGGAAAACAGUGGGAAGGGUUAACUGCCAGAACAUCCCAUGCAGAGCCAGUGGGUCAUGGUGCAGAGAUAAAUUCCUGUCAGAAUCACUUCCUUCUUGGAGCUUUUGAGUCAUUCUAGUUGGUUGUGUGGCAAUUCUUGUCGGACAAAUGACGUAUAUCUUCUGUUUUCCAGAUUUGAAGAGUUCCUGCAUAGGAAAUGGUCAUCUGAGAAGCGAUUUGGUUUGGAAGGCUGUGAGGUGCUGAUCCCCGCCUUAAAGACAAUAAUUGACAAGUCUAGCCAAAAAGGAGUGGAUUAUGUCAUCAUGGGGAUGCCUCAUAGGUAACUUCAUCCUCACAGAAAGCUGAUUAUCAGAAGAGAGUUCUAAGAGUGCUGAAGAUACACUGGCUAGAAAGUUGUACUUUAAUUUGAGAGGCCUGAACUGAUACCUCAUCCCUGCCAUGGCCUUAUUUAAUUUUAUUUAUAUGUUGGGCAAGUCUUUCUUCUCUCAGCUCGGUGUCCCACUUUUAAAAUGACUGGUAUUUUUAUAUCUGACAGACAUGUUGUGAAGACAGACACAGAACUUGUGAAGUGUAGUGCAGUCCUCAGCCAUGAAAUUCACCUGGUGGCCUAGGGCUGAUCAUCACCUCACAGGGUUGUUGUGAAGAUGGAACAGGGAGGGAUAGAAGCUUGUGUGUCCCUUUGAGGUCCCUGUAGGAAAAGUGAGAUAUGACUUUAACAAUGAAUGAAUGAAUAAAAGUGUCACAUGAACUGUAACUAGUAGUGGUAGAUGUUUUUAUAAACAAGAAAUGUUACAAUCUUUUUUUUUUACUUUAAGGGAAGGUGUGUCAGAAUGAGUCAAAGAAUCUUGUUUCCAAGACAAGUCUGCACAGUUUCUUGCUAAAUGUGGUUUUGGUUUUCCAGAGGGCGUCUGAAUGUGCUUGCCAACGUUAUCAGGAAGGAGUUGGAGCAGAUAUUCUGCCAAUUUGAUUCUAAGCUGGAAGCUGCCGAUGAGGUGAGUUACUCCUUAAUUUGUGUUUGAAUUGUCUCCUCCUACUUCACUCCACGGGGAGAUAAUGAUUAGUUAGCUUUGAAAGUAGAAGCAACAGCACUGUACCCGUUUCCCCUCCAAACAUCCUCUCUUAGGAUGGAUCUAGACACAUAAAAAAGUGUUACAGGAAAACGAGUUCUAAAUCUCAUAAUGGAAAAUCACAUUGCCGAAGGACCAAACUCUACAGUGCCAUCUGGUGUUGCAUGUCUAUAACACAGUUAUAACAAUAUAAUCGCCGGAAUGUAGCUGAGUCAUGUGGGAUUUUAAAAGCUUGCCUUCCAGUAUUUUUGUCACUUGUUCAGUGAGGCCAGCUUGGCUACAGCUUUUCUACAGUGUUGAAGUUAUAUGCAACUUUUUUACACAGCACAGAAUGUCAUUUCCGUUGUGACUGAAUGUCAUUAGUGAAUUUUUCAGUUCUCUGAACCUGGCCUUUCAUAGAACUUGAGCUUCCAGAGUAGAUAAUACAGGUUAUGAUCCAGUAGUACUAUUGCUGCCUUGUUCUGAGCAGUGGUGGCUUUAUUAAAGUGAGCCUUGUGAGAUACCAAGCACUUCUCAGGUAACCUAGGAUAAUACCAAAUGUAACCAUGGUACAUGAUUAUUGAUUCCUAGCAGCCACUCAUACAGGUAUCUGCAUAUAAGGUAAUAGUGCUGAAAUCUCAUUCUGGAUAGAUUCCUUCUUGAUAGUUGCAAAAGCUCAUCAAUUUGAACAGAGGUGAAGGAAGGAAGGAAGGAAGGAAGAAAGAAAGAAAGAAAGAAAGAAAGAAAGGAAGGAAGGAAGAAAGUCUAAUCAGCACCAUUCAUUCCCUGUUCUGUGUUUGAGUUCUGGCCGUCUCUAUGAUAGAUCUGAAUGAGCACUCCAUGCACCUUGAACUUCCAGUUCAUUCCCUCCUAAAGAACUCAAACCACAAACAUUUUGCAACCAAACAUGAGGCUCUGAAAACUGACAGCAUCAAAGGCCCAGGCUACUUAAUCUGUUUUACACUCUCUCUCCUCAGGGCUCAGGGGAUGUAAAGUAUCAUUUGGGAAUGUACCAUCGGAGGAUUAAUCGUGUCACUGACCGAACCAUCACCCUUUCACUGGUUGCAAAUCCAUCUCACUUGGAGGCUUCUAAUCCUGUCGUUCAGGGCAAGACAAAGGCAGAACAGUUUUAUUGUGGGGACACCGAAGGGAAGAAAGUAAGUUGGUCCUUUUCAGUUGUACGUGUAUGGGUGGACAAAAUGGAAAAACUUUUAUUUGGUGGCCAAAUAGUUACAGCUAUCAAACACUGCUUAUUGUACCUGCUUCCUUCUCUAGCCAGUUAUGUCUCCUCAAAGAGCAUCACUACAGUCUGCAUUCAGUUCUGGGCACUUAGUGCUUCAAGAUUAUUGACAAGCCUUUUGUUUGUGUUUUGGUUCUCAAAGGUGAUGUCUAUUCUUUUGCAUGGAGAUGCCGCUUUUGCUGGGCAAGGUAUAGUUUAUGAGACUUUCCACCUGAGUGACCUGCCUUCCUAUACCACACAUGGGACUGUUCACGUGGUAGUGAACAACCAGGUAAAAUAUGGAUUUCAUUAUAAUGUCAGCUUCCCUAACUCUUUUUUCCACUUCAAAAUCUACCAAGAAGAGUACCAGUGUGAUCUUUUGAACUUGGUUGUGUGCAUUUUUAGUAGAAGCUGGGUGAUGCUGUUAUGUACUGAAACUGAAUCAGAUUUCUCUUCCUUCCAAAAUGUAUGGGAAAACAUCUUGAAAGGCCAUGCCCGCUUCACAGAUUGCUGCUGGCUGAGCUAUAACAGUUCACAACCAACGCACUGGCUUUUCAUAAUUGAGCUAAUUCAUUGAGAAAAUGGUUUGGCUCGUCUUAUUCAUGCUAGCUUUCCUGGAUCUUGGCAGAACUGAGUAUAGAAGACUUUCUGAUCUCCUGGCAGUCUUGAUGAAAUGCAUCUACUUUUGUCUCACCUGUGGAAACUCUUUGAAAACUAAAACUCUUCAAAAAGAGACUAGUUGGUUUUUCUCUUGUUCCUUACCUCAGAUUUGUCAAAUGAACAUUUGAAAUUGAAGUCCAGGAUAUAGCUAAGCUUUUCUGUUAAGCAGCAAGAAUUCACUGCUUCUUUCUUUACCAUUAACCUUAAAAUAAAAGCAGCUAAAUUAUUGCACAGUUGAGAUUGAAGCAAAUACAUCAGUACUUCAGCCGUGCCUAAUGAAGACCAUUUUUUUAGUGGUUAGACGAGAGAACUAGGAGUGACUUAAAUAAGAUGAACUAGAUUUCAUCUUGGACUUCCUAAGGCAUCUUAAUGCUGAUGAUUCCAAAACAUGCUAGUAGAUAGGGUCUUCCAGUAAAAUGAUCUUGUUCCACUGUUAAAGAGAAAGGUCAUCGCUGACCAGUUUGGUUUUUUGGGGGAGGGAAGCCUUUACUGAAUAGAGACACAUAGGAAUUCAUCAGUUAGCAGCCAUGAGAACCUAGACAGUAGGCAUGAAAAAUGGAGGGGCUACUAUCUAAGAUGCUCCUCCCACAGUUAUCUUUAGCAAGUGAGAUCCCCCCCUCCCAGUUUCUCAGUGUUCUGCCAGACCCUUACAGAUUUGCUUGAAGUAGCCUUCACUGUACGCCAAGAAAACAAAUGCUGAUUACAACUUUUUGAAGUUUUUGAAUGAAAAAAAACAUGGUGUGCAAACAUUCAUUCUAUUUUAUUUAAAUGCCGCUUUUCACUUACAGGAGUCGAAAAGCGGCUUACAUUCAAUAAAUAAUAUAGUAGAACAUCACAGUUGCAACAAAUUAUAUAAAACAGUUGACAAAUCAAUAGUAAAAAAAAACCCCACCUAUAAAGCACUCUUCACAAUUACUUAAACUGCUUCUAUUAUCUUCUGCAGAUUGGAUUCACUACUGACCCUCGAAUGGCUCGUUCUUCUCCAUACCCAACAGAUGUGGCCCGGGUGGUUAAUGCACCCAUUUUUCAUGUCAAUGCUGAUGACCCAGAGGCUGUGGUGUAUGUAUGCAAUGUGGCAGCUGAAUGGCGGAGUACUUUCCACAAAGAUGUAGUGGUGGAUCUGGUAAGUGCUGCCUCCUGUUUUGGGGGAUACCUGUGUGAUCUGCGGGUAUGAUAAUAUGUUUGAGAAGGAACAUAAAUAUAUUGUAGUAAACAUGCUAAAACUUAAACCCAUAAGCCUUUGUUUGUGUCAUUAACAUUUCCCUUUUUCAUUCAAGUAAUUUCAUUCAAAUAAAUUCAUUCAAUUUAGAUUACACUGAAACUUGCUAAAAUGUCAUCACAAUUAGUCCCUCUGAAAUUUUCUUUGCAUCAGAUAUCUCCAAAUAGUUAAUAAUUGGUGCUUGGAACUUCCUUUAGUUUUUGAAGAUAUAAUGAGGUUUCUGUUUUUCUCUCCAAAUGUGCUAGGUAUGCUACAGGCGCAAUGGGCACAAUGAAAUGGAUGAGCCAAUGUUCACCCAGCCAUUGAUGUACAAGCAGAUCCGAAAGCAGAAGCCAGUGCUACAGAAAUAUGCUGAGACUCUAGUUUCACAAGGAGUGGUAAAUCAGCCAGAGUAUGAGGUACACUCAUCUAUGCCUUCACAGUCAAUCUGGAGCUACUGACCCAUUUUAACCUCUUAGAGAUGUUGUAUAAUCUUACUUUAAUGACUAAGCGGAAGGAAGCUCAACUGAGGUCAAAGAAGUGCAAACUAAAAUUUACUUUAGCAUAUAUGGCAAGAUCAUCUGUCACCAUCUCAAGCUGAAUACAGAAGGUUGUAACAGCGUUUUAAAAAAAGAACUAGGAAAAGAAUCUAGUAUAAAUGAAAUAUAAAGAAGUUGAAGAAGCAUUCUGAUAAAUGGGGAGGAUGAAGCUCUGAACAAAAUAUCAGAGAGGUUUAAGUAUGAUGCGUGGUUACGCUUCAGAACAACAAAACUCUUUAAAAAAUGCUGGUUCCAUCUUGCUAAUGCUGUUGCCAUUUCUUGGCCCAGAAUUUCUCCUCCACUCUAGUCCUAUAAAUAUUACACUAAAGCUUAGAACAGUUUUCUAUCAUCAGUCUAAAACCACGUUUAUUGUGUCAUGUCUAACAGUUAACUGUCGUGGAGAGGAGUUUCAGAGCCUGUUGUUAUUCUGUAACUAAUCAAAACAAUACAGAAUGACACAUAUUUAAGAUAAGUUGUAAUUAUAUUUCUUCAUGUUGCCAGGUGAUAGGCUUCCCUUUAUUUGCAGACUAAAAAUACAAGUUGGUGACUCAAAUGGUGGUAAACAAGGGGAGUGGGGGAAGAUCACUAUCCACAGACCCACCAAUAUACCGUGCAGAAGGAGAGUUAGGAUUUAUUAGAAGCACACAUACCCUGCAUGAUUAGAGGGGCCAGGAUUGAAAUACCCAAUGGUGUGCAUCAUCCAAUCACAAUCUCCCCACCCCAUCUAGCACUAUUUAAGCUGUUAUGAGUUCUGCACUCUUGGCAGAUUCUGAUGGGGUUAAUUUGGAUUGGAGCAAAUAGUUUUCACUCUCACCCCACAUGACACCUUUAAGAUGCGAACGGGGCAGAUCUGAAGAUACCUGAAGAUCUUGCAGAUGGGGCAGAAACGUUAGAUAAUUCCCUAACUCACCCCCAAACCAAAAGUACGCCUUACUUGUAGCAGAUUGUGUGAUUUUCUUUCACCCUGCCACCCCAUGCAUAGAUAACUUGUGUCUGUUCACCACCCUCAUGCCACCUGAGUUCCAUGGCAGCAUAUGAGCAAUGUCUUCCAACUUCGGGGCCUAUUCCUUUUUUAAAAGGAGGUGUCUCCUGGGUAUACUUUCUCCCCCAGCUGUGUUAUUUUCUAUGUUACCUUUUUAUGACCAUAUUGAUUGUAGUAGGACAAUGCCCUUUUGUGUUGGAAGGAAAUAUAGUAAAUAAGUCAACAUCAGUCAACUGAUGAGCAGCUUGAAAUUCCAUAUCACAUGGUUUUGCUGCUGUUGUUUUCUGAUGGUCUUCCUUUUGUUCACUAGUUUUCAUGGUCUUUAAUAUGUUGGAAACAGCUUUGGCAUUUUCCUAUAAAGGGAAAGCAGUAUCUUAAUAUUUUUAAAGAAUAAAAUGAAUAAAUAAUAAUGGAAUAGAAUGCAGUUAUAAUAGAAUGCUUCCUGAACUCUUUUUACUUAGAAUGAACUGAUGCCAAUUUUUCAGUUUAGGCUCACCCUUCUAACUCUUACAUUGUGUUGGUUAUGCAUUUCAGGAGGAAAUUUCCAAGUAUGAUAAGAUCUGUGAAGAGGCCCUUGCCAGGUCCAAGGAUGAGAAAAUCCUUCACAUCAAGCAUUGGCUUGAUUCUCCGUGGCCUGGUAGGCACUGGCUGCUUCCUAUUACCUUUUGUUAAAAGGUAGUUCUGCUGCCAGGGGAUUACACAUGCAGCUCCUGGCACUAAAAAGAGAUACUUGCCCCACGCUCCAAGUACUGAAAUCCCAUAUAAAAACUGUAGGAAGAUGUGAGCAUUACACACUUAGUAAACAAAAUGCAGACAGUAAAGAGAGGGGCACUUUAUGAGCAAGUUUUGUCCUUUUUGCAGAUGCUCUGGCAAGGAAUAUAGUGUUUAGCUCAGGAUGGUUUCUUUGCCAAGUUUCUUCUUCUCAAAGGGAGAAAGGCAAUGAAAGGGCCACUUUUACAUAGUUUAGUCUUCCAGAAACUAGAUCUUCCUCCACUGUUCUAUGAAUGGGAGGCUCAUCGCAUUAAAUGUGCUCUCCUUUACUUCCCCAGGUUUCUUCACUCUGGAUGGCCAGCCCAGAAGCAUGACUUGCCCUUCCACUGGUCUGAAUGAAGAAGAUUUGGCCCAUAUAGGAAAGGUGGCCAGCUCAGUGCCUGUUGAAAACUUCACAAUUCAUGGUGGUAUGACUUUCCACAUUGAUAGCCAUUAAUUCCUCAGGGUUCAUCUUUAAUGUAGUGAAGGCUGCACGAGAAAAGGCAACACUGGGCUUCUUUUACCAUUCCAUUGCACUUUAGUUGGUAUGGUGGACUCUUAGGUACACGGUGAGCCAGUCAGUGUGGGAAUGCUGUAGAUAAACCACCUACUCAUGAAGGGGUUUCAGUGAAGUGAUGUUCUUGUAUGAGGAGACUCACAUAUAAUCUGAGCACUCAGGAGCGGGGGACACUGUGGCACUUGUGCUCUUGCCCAGCCCAUACUGAGCAUGCCUCACAGUGGGCUAAGUACUAGUCAUGUCUUCAGGGGUCCGUGAGGACCAUAUGCUUACAACAUCCUUUGCAAAUUUCUUCAGUCACUUUCAGGUAUAUGUUCAGCAACUGAUGAACGUUCAUCAAUUUCUGUUCUUCGUUUACUUUGAAUGUUUAGGAAUUCUCCAUAUAUAAUAUGUCCCAGUCCACUAUAGAUUUGCUUUAGUGGAAGGAGAUCUUGCUUCAAAACAGAACCUUUCAACUUGGCUCCUUCACCACUUUUUCUUUUGCACCUUUAUAUUAUAAUGUUUUUCAUGUUUUCACCCCAUGUUCUCUGGAGCAGCAGUAUUUCAAGGUAUUUUGGGUGCUGAGUUCAAGCACGAAUGUGAACAGUGCUGUCGUAGAGUCAUCCAUAGAGUUAAGGCUGUACUCUGGAGUCAAUCAUUGUAGUUUCUUCAAGGCAGGCUGAAAACUUUUUCUUCUCUCUCUCUCUGCAGGUUUAAGCAGAAUUCUAAAAACACGUGGAGAAUUGGUUAAUAAUAGAACUGUAGACUGGGCAUUAGCAGAGUACAUGGCAUUCGGCUCUCUCCUUAAAGAGGGAAUCCACAUCCGACUGAGCGGGCAGGAUGUUGAGAGAGGGACAUUCAGGUAACGUGCCCCCAUAAAAAAGAAUGCAGUCCUAAGGGGUUACAUUACAUCUCAAAGUGUCAUUGUACCUAGCAGCAGGUCACAAUAAUGAAUUUGGUCUAAAGCUUUUCCAGCUGCAAAUGAAACACCUUGACCCAGAGCAAUGUAAAUCUAUUAAAUCUGUAUAGUUAGGUGUACCUAACUCCGUGUUAGGAUUGGACUGCAUCUGUGCUUGCUUUAAUGCCUCACCUGGUCUCUCUAACCAGUUAAAUUGCAGAGCUUUCUUUUUUUCCUCUUCAGCCACCGACACCAUGUCUUGCAUGAUCAAAAUGUUGACAAGAGGACCUGUAUCCCCAUGAACCAUCUGUGGCCAAACCAAGCUCCAUAUACAGUCUGCAAUAGCUCCCUCUCGGAGUAUGGAGUGCUAGGUAAGUACAUCUCAUGGCUCCUUACAGAAAUCGAGGGUAAGUUAAUUUGGUACUGUUUGAGUCUCCCACUCAUAAGGUUCCAGAAAAGCAUAUUGUUUUUAAUCUGUGUCGUUGCAGGAUUUGAACUGGGCUUUGCUAUGGCCAGCCCCAACGCCUUAGUGGUGUGGGAAGCCCAGUUUGGUGACUUCCACAAUACAGCUCAGUGUAUUAUUGAUCAAUUCAUCUGCUCUGGACAGGCCAAAUGGGUGAGACAAAAUGGCAUCGUACUGCUGCUGCCCCAUGGCAUGGAGGGCAUGGUAAGAAAACAUUAUUGUUCCUAAACAGUCUUUUGCCUGUCUUAGAUUUAGAUUUUAGAUAGACGUGGCCCAUGCAAUGGCCUCAUAGAAAAAGCUCUUCUGAGAAUAGGAAGGCAGUAGACCAGGCAUCCCCAACCUGCAGCCCUCCAGAUGUUUUGGCCUGCAACUCCCAUGAUCCCUAGCUAACAGGACCAGUGGUCAGGGUUGAUGGGAAUUGUGGUCCAAAACAUCUGGAGGGCUGAAGGUUGGGGGUGCCUGCAGUAGACCCUGAUAAUUAUGUUGCAGGUUAUGAAACAAUGUAGCAUAGCCUCUUCCAUUGUAAGUUUAUGCAUGGCUAAAUAUGAAGUAGGGUCACGGGUGGCGCUGUGGGUUAAACCACAGAGCCUAGGGCUUGCCGAUCAGAAGGUUGGCGGUUCGAAUCCCCAUGACAGGGUGAGCUCCCGUUGCUCAGUCCCAGCUCCUGUCAACCUAGCAGUUCGAAAGCACGUCAAAGUGCAAGUAGAUAAAUAGGUACCGCUCCGGCGGGAAGGUAAACGGCGUUUCCAUGCGCUGCUCUGGUUCACCAGAAGCAGCUUAGUCAUGCUGGCCACAUGACCCGGAAGCUAUACGCCGGCUCCCUCGGCCAAUAAAGCGAGAUGAGUGCCACAACCCCAGAGUCGGUCACGACUGGUCCUAAUGGUCAGGGGUCCCUUUACCUUUACCUUUUAAAGAUGAAGUAUUAGUAGUAAUAGAGCCUGGUGUUCUGAACGCCAUAUAAAGUCUGAAUCAGAUAGUAAGCCCAAAGCCUUUGGCUGCUCUAUUCCUUUUGCACAACAAUGAAAUUGGGACACAAUCAGAACCUUAGGAUUAAAUUAUGGAACAAAGUCCUAUCCCCCCCCCCUUAAUAUUGGCUACUGCUGGUGCCUAAACUGCUUCAGUCAGUAUACAGUUUAGCCAAUUAAGUUUUAAUCCAAAUCCUUGAAAGUCCUUGUGUUUUUGCAGGGCCCUGAGCACUCUUCCGCCAGACCAGAGAGGUUUCUGCAGAUGUGCAACGACGAUCCAGAUGUCUUCCCGGUGAGUUAAGUCUGUGAGAGUACUUCCUGCUCCUUCCUUUUGUGCUUAAGCACACUCUAGUCCCUAUUUCUUGAGUGUAUCAAGAAGUGGUUCCGGAAAGGACUUUUUAAUGUAACAUGUGAAAUGGCGGCCUUGUGUGUCUUGGUCCUCAGCCAUGAAUGAGGUUAUGUCCUUGAAGCCUCUAUAAGUCUCAGUGCUGUGUUACUCCUACCUGGGUAUUAAAAUUCAUACUUGAUCCUCCACUAGCAAUCAAAGUAUGUGAUAGAAGAGUAUAUUGUACAAUUGAUUUUAUUAUAGCCGUGUUUUGGCUGUUUGACUAUUUGUUGAUGCCUGCAGCAUUUCCCAGCCACUAACUAUGGCUCUUGUAUUUUUUUCCUCCUGAAGAAACUAGAUGACUUUGAUGUGCGCCAGCUGUACGACUGCAAUUGGAUUGUAGUGAACUGCUCCACACCAGCAAACUUUUUCCAUGUUGUGCGGAGGCAGAUUCUUCUCCCCUUUCGGAAGCCGGUCAGUAUGUAGAAUGACUUCCUCACUUCAGAAGGAGCAUGUGCUUUCUCCUCCCCCCAAGUCCAGCACACAAGUGGGAUGAUGAAAUGACUUGGGAACCUGUAGAGCCUUUUUGUUCCCCUGGCAUUCUCUUAUCAAUGCAUCAAGGAAAGACAGAAGCCUUGCAGUAUGAGAGAGCUGGAACCACUAGCCUGGAACCAGAAAUAAGUUAGAAGUGGUCCGGCAAGCCAACCAAUCCUUGAUGAAUUCUGAUUAUCCAGAAAGUGUUUUUCCUUAGUAUUUUUACGGCACCCAAUUCCAUGGGAGCUCUGUUUCUGAUUUCUUAAAUGAAUGCCUUUGGACAGAGUGUAUUAUUUUGGUUCUCCUUCAAACUGCAUAACUUUGCCGCUCUUCAGUGAUAAAUAUUUGUGCAGCUCCUGCCCAUUCAUUACUUAGAAAGGCUUUCAAGAGUCAUUGCUGAUGGAAAAAGGCUAGUUUGGGUCAAAUCCAGCUGUCACGCCAAUAGAGUGAAGCUUCAGAGCCUUGCUGGAUCAGACCAAAGAUGGAUCUAUUUUAUUUUUCAUAAAACUGCAUAAAAACCUUCUGUUUCCUGAGCUGUCCCAAGUGUUUUGCCGUCCCCAGAAGUUGAUCUGCAUGAUCCGUUAUGUUUCAGGAUCUCCUGCAGUAUCACAGUGAGUGCAAAUUUGACACAGUUGUGCUCACUCACAAGACAUCAACACUGGUAUUUAUUUAUUUUUGCAAUAGUGUAAGGAACACUGAGGGAUGCGGGUGGCGCUGUGGGUUAAACCACAGAGCCUAGGACUUGCCAAUCAGAAGGUUGGCAGUUCGGAUCCCCACGACAGGGUGAGCUCCCAUUGCUCGGUCCCUGCUCCUGCCAACCUAGCAGUUCAAAAGCACGUCAAAGUGCAAGUAGAUAAAUAGGUACCGCCCCGGCGGAAAGGUAAAUGGCGUUUCCGUGCGCUGCUCUGGUUUGCCAGAAGCGGCUUAGUCAUGCUGGCCACAUGACCCGGAAGCUGUAUGCGGGCUCCCUCGGCCAGUAAAGCGAGAUGAGUGCUGCAACCCCAGAGUUGGCCACGACUGGACCUAAUGGUCAGGGGUCCCUUUACCUUUAAGGAACACUGAAUACUCAAAACACAAUACCACUUCAUUGGCACGCACAGAAGUAAUACUAAGUGGGCAAUUAAAUCUUCUGUCAAAUCAGCCUUCUGUGUAUCCCAUUUGUGUUGCUGUUCUCUGGGCCAGCAGUGGUAGAUCUGGUGCCACUCCCAUCAUCCCUGCCCAUGUUAGUUGGGGCUUUAUGGGAGUUCAGAGUCUAGCAAUGUCUGGAGGUUCACAGAUUCUUCCCUAAGUCAUUCUGUGUGUAUGAUUCAGUUCACUAUGGCAAAACAAUUAUGACUCAAUAAGGCAGAAUUACAAGCAUGAAAAUGGAUAUUUUCCUGGUAAUUAUCAUCAUCUUGGUGUGUGUUAGACAUGUCUGGAUAGACAGUGCUUUCCUAGUAGACUUUGGGUCACAUUGUUACUGCUUCAAAACAUCUGUGUUUGACUGACUUCAGAUUAUUGGGCUUUUUUACUCCUGAAUGUAAGUAUAAUAAUUCAGUACUUAAUUCAGGAAGUGUUUCCAUCCCAUACUGGCUAUAACCCUGGAAUCAUUUUCUUUUCUUUCCUGUCUUAGCUGAUAGUCUUCACUCCAAAGUCCCUGUUGCGUCACCCUGAAGCUCGCUCCAGCUUUGAUGACAUGUUGCCAGGUACGGCAGGCUUGGGACUGGGUUCAGGGAGGAAUUUCUUCCCUUGUAUUCCACUGCCAGGCAGAAGAUAAUGUGACUUGGUAGUCAGGUGAGGAAACAGUAGCCUUGACUUGGGACAGCUGUGCCCUGCAGAAAAACCUGGUCCAUUUUUUUGUGUGGCCACGAAAAGCACAUUUGCUGACUAGGUUUUAGCUGGAUACCUGCUCCCACACUUCCCAUCUCCUGUUCUCUUCAUCUGGUAGGUAGAAAUAUAGCCAGACAGAGCAGAUUCCUAGAAAGGUUGAUUUGGGAGACCACUGUAGGCACUUGCUUAAUCUCAUUUCUAAUUCAGCUUGCUAGGAGAAUACAGGAGAACUUCACAUUCAGCACUUUAAAUACUGCAGCAGUGUUCCACAUUAAUAGUUCAAUAGCGCAGUUCUCUGGUUUAUGCCCUGAGAGUGUCAAGACCCAGUCAAAGGGGCCUCUAACUCAGUCUUUACAUUUGGCAUUCUCCAGGUUUCCAGUGCAGAGUAGCAGUUGCCUCCUGGCAAUCAGGAUUAGCAAAAUACAACACAGUACUGCAUCGGUUGCUUAGUCUUUUUCCCCUAGAGGGUCAUAAUACCGCACAAUGAUGUUGAUCUUUCUCAAGUCUUCUGCAUGCUCAGGGACAGAUUUCAUUUUAUUUAUUAAAUUUGUAUACCACCCUUCAUCCGUAGAUCUCAGGGCAGUUCACAGCAUAAUAAUACAAGAUCAAAAUACAUAAUAAAAACAAAAACAACCCCCCCACCUUUUCCCCACCCCAGAUGUGAUCACCAUAAAUAAAAUCAUGCUCUUGAAGCUACUAUAUAGCUAUUGCUUGCCUCAGACCUGGGAGCUUUGGAACUCAGGUCUAAGGGAACCAGCUUGCUGGCUUUGCUGCUGCUGUAGUCCGCAGCAUCUUUGCAAGGCAGUGCCUUGCCUUGCUUCUGACUUGCUUCAAGUCCCUGUGAAGAGAACCAUGCAUAAGAACCAGUUCUCCACUGCCGUUUAACUCUAAAAUAGGAACUCAAAAGUUCAAGAUGGGCAGCUGGGAACCAAAAUUUCCUUAAGCAGCAUUUGCAUAGCUUUCUUGGUUCUACAAGGGACGCGGGUGGCGCUGUGGGUUAAACCACAGAGCCUAGGACUUGUCAAUCAGAAGGUCAGCAGUUUGAAUCCCUGCAACAGGGUGAGCUCCCGUUGCUCGGUGCCUGCUCCUGCCAACCUAGCAGUUUGAAAGCACGUCAAAGUGCAAGUAGAUAAAUAGGUACCGCUCCAGCGGGAAGGUAAGCGGUGUUUCCGUGCGCUGCUCUGGUUUGCCGGAAGCGGCUUAGUCAUGCUGGCCACAUAACCCGGAAGCUGUACGCCGGCUCCCUCGGCCAAUAAAGCGAGAUGAGCACUGCAACCCCAGAGUCGUCUGUGACUGGACCUAAUGGUCAGAGGUCCUUUUACCUUGGUUCUACAUUAAUCAUAUUUAUUUGGCUCAGUUUUGUCCAUGUAAACACUGUGUCUAAAUAAACGUUCUGUGUCUGACAGGGCUAAUUGUUAACUGAUCUGUAACUAACCCUAAGCUUGCUCAACUGAAACAGCAUUUUCUUUUCCUGUUUACCCCUGCCUCCUUUUUCUGUUUUCCCUGUGUUGAACUUUCAGAUUGUAAGCUCUCUAGAGCAAGGGACCUAUCCCCUUGUGGUCUGUAAAGCACCAGACUUGCUGAUGGGACUAUAUAAAUAAGGUUGUUAUUUAAAAAACACUUCUCCUUUGCAGGGACUCAUUUCCAGCGUGUCAUCCCAGAAAACGGUCCUGCUGCACAGAAUCCAGAGGGGGUGAAGCGAGUUCUCUUCUGCACUGGUAAAAUCUACUAUGAGCUCACCCGAGAGCGCAAGACUCGGGAGAUGGAAGCAGACGUGGCGAUCACAAGGGUGGAGCAGGUAGGGGGGUGCAGGAAUUAUUUCUGUUGCUUAAAAUUGUCAAUGUGAAUCUGUCGUGUGACCUUCUGAGGUCUGAAAUGAAGUAUUUUAGAUUCUCUCUUUAAACUGAAAGGCAUUUUAGGAGGAGGUAUGGGCUGAAUUUUAAAUUGAUACUCCCAAACUUCUUGGCUUGAUAGCCUAGUCUAACCUUCCAAGCACUGCUCUGGAGGCAGUAAAACCCCUCCAGGGGACACAUUUUAGUACUUCAGUUGAGCCCUACAGACUAAAGUUCUGAAGUGGAGCAUUUAUUGUUCAAGCAUGCUGCAGACAUAUAACAAGGAGCUCAUUCUAGAAACAGACUCUUAAUGGUGUUGAGCAGCAAUUUGCAGAAUACUUAAGAGAUUCAGGUCAGCUGGGUUUCCUAUAGAGGACAUCUCCAUUAAGCCCUGGGGGUUUGUUCCCUCCCCACCUGAUCUGUGAACAAGGGCCGAGGUAAAUAUUCUUGCAAUCUGCCUUUACUUUCAGGGGAAAGUGGUUUGUGCCCAUGUCAUACAGUUGUAGCUACAUUUGCAUUUGGCCUUAAGAGUGACCUCAAACUUCAAAAAGUAUAAUGUUGCUGGGAUUAAGAAGUAUAUUUCUGGACUCCAAAAGCUUUUUACUAAAAGAAAAAGGCUGCAUGCAACCUGUUUCUUACUACAUGGAACUAACAAACGAAGACUGCUGUUUUCCCCACCACAGUUUGUCUGUUGCUCGGUGGUCACAGUCCUUGUGAACUAUAAACUUUCUUUUGUUUGUAGCUGUCGCCAUUCCCAUUUGAUCUCCUGCUGAAGGAAUUCCAUAAAUACCCAAAUGCAGACCUUGUUUGGUGUCAAGAAGAGCACAAAAACCAAGGAUACUAUGAUUACGUGAAGCCCAGACUCCGCACAACCAUCGACCGGGCAAAGCCAGUGUGGUAAGGACCGUCUUCUGACAGUCAGGUGCUGGAUCAGUGGGUGGAGGCCAAGCUUCAGAUAUUUGCUCUGGAGGUAGAUACAGUUGUGGCAGUCAUUCCUUCCACUCAUUCUUCUUGGACGGUAGGGGAGUGGAACGAAACGUCAAACUGAGCUAGCGAGUGACAGAGUGUCAGUUGGAAAAUGACUAUUGAAAGUCUGGGAGAGACAGAGGGAAUGAGAUGUGACAAAAAAUUAUUUAUUUAUUAAGUUUGUAUACUCAUCUUCUUUUGGAGAUUGCAGGGUGGUUUGCAAAAUAAAAUUGCAAAACGAGAACACAAAACAUGUAACGAAAACAGACAAGCAAGCAAACCAGUAAACCCAUAUAAAAGGUUACAUACUGUUAAAGGCCAAAGGGCUGGUUAUAAUAGAGGAAUGUUUGUUUACCUUCUUUCUUUCUUUUUUACAAUUAUUAAUCUAUCCCACUUUCCAAGGCAGCUUACAAGUAACAUAAAUUUGCAUAUUUUGAGAACACAAACACCGUUAACAUAUUAAAAAAUCACCAAGAUCCUUCCCACAGAACAAAGUAGUAGUUGGUGAUAGAUCACCUUGCAAGUGGUACUGCAGCUGGAGCAGGCUGGGAAAGAGUAUGUAAAAUUGGAUAGAUGUCAUGAAAAUUAGGACAGUUGUUUUAAGUUAGGAAAUUGGUAUACCGUGACCAUCUGUUUUGUUUGUUGUGGCACUUAAAUGAAUGUUUUAACUAUCUCUACUCUGGUGUGGGUGGGUUCCAAGGGAAACGUCUCUCCCUCCACAUGCCUGGUGUGGAUGCUCUAAAGUAAGAAUGCAGAAAGAGCAGCAAGUAUUUUAAGGGAGGUCUGGACUCAACCAUCUGGGAACAGGCCUUGUUUAGGGGACCCUGGGAAUGUCACAGCACUGAGCUCCAUAUGUGGGCUUACAUAACUGGACAUAGUGCUGGGAACUGAAGGGUAUUGCCCCAGUUGCUGGUUGUGGGGUACUCAAGCUGCACUGGGCACAUAAAUGACCCAAACCUAAGUUGGAGGACCUUUCUGACCCAGCAGGCCAAAUUCCUUAUCCCCCCUCACCAGUUACAUUGGGUAACUGAGAGCUGAACAAUCCUGCCCACCUAUCGGAAUUUGCCUAUGGUGGGGGGAGAAGGGGGAACACGCUGGUGAAGCAGCAUCUAGUAGGAAUGAACCACACCCAUUAGUUACAUCACUCCAGUGAUGUCAGUUGAUUGACAGGUGUGCAUGAAAAUUGGUCUGCAGGCUGGAGUUUCCCGUGGAAACCUUGUUUUAGCAAGAAAACUGGGGGAAGAGGGCAAUGAAGGUGUGGGGCAACCACUGGCAAAGAACACAGAAAACAAAAACCCGCACGUGACUUUGUGGUAGCUAACCCAGGGGCAGAAAAGCACAGGGCUGCAGGGCCCAAAGUACCGUAUUUUUUGCUCUAUAAGACUCACUUUUUCCCUCCUAAAAAGUAAGGGGAAAUUUGUGUGCGUCUUAUGGAGCGAAUGCAGGCUGCGCAGCUAUCCCAGAAGCCAAAACAGCAAGAGGGAUUGCUGCUUUCGCUGCGCAGCGAUCCCUCUUGCUGUUCUGGCUUCUGAGAUUCAGAAUAUUUCUUUUCUUGUUUUCCUCCUCCAAAAACUAGGUGCGUCUUGUGGUCUGGUGUGUCUUAUAGAGCGAAAAAUACGGUACAUCCCCGGUCUUGAACUGCAGAUGAGCAGUUAAAGGACACCAGCUACAAAUUGCCAUCUUUCUGUUUCUCCUUUCCACAUGCUAGGUAUGCUGGACGUGAACCUGCUGCCGCACCAGCCACAGGCAACAAAAAGAACCACCUGACUGAGUUGCAGCGCUUUUUGGACACUGCCUUCAACCUCGACUCUUUCAAGGGCUUGUCUUAAAUACUCUUGGACUGGUUUCCGCAGCGCACUGUGUGUGUUUCUCUGUCUGCUCACUUCCUUUCUAUGUCCUUAACUAUAGACCUUGUAAGCUAACUUAAGGCGCCUGUUAUUAAUCUCUUGUUUGCUCCUGAGGAACUGCCUCUUCAGUGACCCUGUCCAGAAUGCUCGUGUUAGGUUUUAUCUUCUGUGUGCUGUAGAUCAAACUUCUGGAACAGUGGGUUAUCACUCCAGCACAAGCCCAUGUCCUUUCUGAGAACCCUGGGGCUAACCAGCCCCAGUCCCCAGAAUGAGGGAUUUAGAGGGACUGGUAUUUGCCUUCCAAACUCCCUCUUUUGAGACUGGGAUGACUCCAGAUGAUGCCCGAGUCAUUGUCUCCAACCCAACAGUGGUUCAGGAGGCAGGCGUUGCUUUUAAAUCACAAACACAAAUGUGCCCACCUGGAAGGACGAGAGGAAUGAUGCUUUUUCAUUCCCUUUUCCUCUCCAGAAGUGUUUGAUCUGGCAUAACUCUUCAAUUGUGUAAUGAGAUUAGAUUCCCUUUCCUUAUGCACGACAACCCUAGUACUGAAAAUCCUGGGCUAGCACCCUAAAUCACUGCUGCUGUUUCUUGUGGUUUAGCAGCCUAGCAUUACCCAUGCUGAAUACACGCACAGACAGCUCAAAUUCAGGCACUCUUCUUCCAGGAGGGGUCCCUCCCCCUUUAAUGAAGAAGUUAUAACUCAGCCCAGGCACUAAUCUGUUUGCGGGAGGGGCGUGCUCUUUUCAAAACUGCCACCAUUUGUAGUCCUAAUAUCCCUUCCUGGGUAGGAACUUGGUAUACAGUGGACACUAAAUAGUCUUUUAUACAGUCACCAAAGCCACUUCUCUUUCAGCCUCCAGGUUUGCUUAGCUUUCAGGUUCUGACCAAGAGAAAGCUACACUUGGGAAUAAAAAAAUACCCACAAACUAAUGUUUUGUAUAGGAAAAUGUUGGGACUGAUACUUAGAUCACACUCUUGUCUGUAAUACCACAUGUAGAGCAAAAUUUGAGUCUCUACUAUUACUUGAGCAGAAGUUAAUGUUUCCCCCCUCUUCAUGGGCUAUAGUCACAUUGCACUUUUUUCCCCUGAGUUUCAUGCAAAUGGGAAUCUACCUUUGCUGCACACCGCUUUCAUAAAUUACUUCCAUAAUGAUUAUUUCAGUCUUAACUUUUGAGUUUAGCAAUGCUUUUAAAGAACUACUUGUGUAUAUAGAAUUGGCGGAUGAAGUAUUUUUUUUUUUAAAGAAAAGACCUAUUUUCUGUCAUUACAAAACUUUCGGAUGAGGCCUGAGUUGCAACAACUUAGCAUAAUUGAUAUGUAGCCUGCUAGAAACAUUUUUAUGUUGGUGUCUCUGACCUCCACAGAGCUUUCUAGCAAGAUAUAUACAUUGGAACCUCAGGUUAUGUUAACCUCGGGUAACGUAAACUUCGGGUUGCGAAAGCAGGAAACCUGGAAGUGCUUUGCCACAUGCGCAGAAGUGGUCUACUGGCGUGUGCGCAUGCGCAGAAGCAGUCUCUCCGGUUGCGAAAACUUCGGGAUACGGCCGGACCUCCGGAACGGAUCCCAUUCACAACCGGAGCUACAACUUUACUUGUCCCAGGAGGCUCAAACAUGGAUCUAAACAUCCUUGUCGCUGGAUAGAUUCUUUCCCUGUGUUCUCCUAGCUCUGUGCUUAGACUGUUUGAGCAGAGUUUAGGACGGCAUGCACUUCUUCUAUGAAGUAGCUUGUACCUACUUCUCAUUGGCUUUCUCCUGAAUUACACAGCUUCUCAAACACAGCCCUAAUUUGGGAGCGGGGAGAGACACAGUGAAAGCAAUUAAACAUUAUGGCUUUAAGAAAAGGGUUUUGAGGUAGUUCCAAGGAUCUUUUUGGUGAACCUCCCUAACUUUAUGUUGCUGUAGUCUUCUGCCUUUCUGGGGCCCCUUGGGUGUUGGAGCUUUCCUAGCCGUCGCCUGAGCAGGGCACCUCUCAGUAGGUAGUGUGCUAACAAGAUAGCUCAAAAUUGAUCCCACGUGAGAUUUCUUACUGCUUCCUCAUCCGUGUGCACACUGGAAUAUACUGACUGAUCUUAGGAACGCUUAUAACUUCCGCCUGCAGUCCAGAGGCUCAAGCAUGGCCACAGUCAAUCCCCCUCUACUUUGUGGCCUUUGCAACAGGAAUUGAUGCCAUUUCUUGGCUUGCUCUUUUUUUUAACCCAUUGCUGAUAUCUGGCAACUGCUUUCAAUCACAGUAAUUACACAGUGGUCUGCCAGUGAUAGAAUGUACCUCAGUGCUUUGACUGUCCCUUUUUUCCCCCUCCGUGCGGUCAUCACAAUGUCAUUUGGUGGCAAUGGCAGCAAUGACUUGAUUGGCAAGGCUGUUGAAGAGAGAAAUUCUGACCUAGGUUGAGCCUACCCUCUUGGCCAGAACGCAUAGCAUGCGCCCACUUGUUGCACUUCCGCCUAAGCCUGUUUCUAUUCUGUGUCAAUCUCCUGAGCUUCUGAAUGUGGUCUGUGUAUGCUGCCAUGCCAUGUCAUGUCGGAGCUUUCCCAUCCCUCGGAGAAAAGAAAACCUUAACAUCUUUGCUGUCUUUGACAGGAGAUGUCCAGCUUUAUAUUCAUCUGGCUGACCCCUGGGCAUUACUGAGAGACAUACAGCUUCCUCCUGUCCCCAUCUAUCUUCUCUGUGUGCUGCCAGCCAUACCAAAAGAGUGUGCCAUCUUGUGAAUAAAUACUUUUCUAUAAUCUAAGAAUCUGUGCUGCUUCACUAGUGGGAACAGCACAUUCCAAAAGUGAUGCCCACUGUUUGGGGGUAGGCUGUCAACAAAAGGGUUUAUGUGGGACUGCAAUAUUUGUUCUUUAGCUCUGCAGAGAGAGAGAGAAAAAUCCUAGUGUCUAACCUUUGCCAAAGCCAGGGGCCAGUGGAGAGAGGGAGGUUGCCUGUUCAGGGCUAGCGCUACCCUAGGGCUCCCCUCAAACUCACAGCCUGACUUUUAUUUAUUUUGGUUUUAAAACAAAAACAAAAAAUCAGACAUGUCUGGCUUAAACAAUAAAGCCUGAUCUUCUUCCCAAAGUGUCUCCAGCUUGCUCAGUUGUCCGAGAUUCAUUCUUUCACCCAGUGCACAUGACACAGGCCCCUGUUGAGGGCAGGUGGGAUGGAAACCAGGAAGGGCCAAUUCCGUCUGCAGUUUUGCACACUCCUGUGAAAACGUAUAAAAUGACUUGAGCAAGAGUCAUAAUCUGUGCUUAUCUGAAGCUAUUUAUUACAGUUAGUGCUCAAUGAGCACAUCUUGACCCUGGUCUGAAGACCAUCCAUCCCCAAGUAGGCACACUAAAAGCUAAAACGUCAUUUUGAAUCGGUCCAACCUGCAAGUCCAGGUGGUCCAGCAAGGCAAGUAUAUCUCAAGGUAAGUACUGAAUCGACAGCAGCAGCCACUACUGGGCUUCAGUGCAGCUGAAUUAUCCUGACAUGUUCGGAGGAGUCAGUGCCAGCAAUAGGAUGCAUGGAAAGUGACUUCUGAAUUUUUCUCAUUCACCUUUGGUUAACAAGCAUCACAAAAUAUGCAGCAAAGUAAAGCAUGGAAAUAUAGGCUGUUAGACCUUUAAAAUAUGUCCUUUAAAGUGAGCUCCCAAGUCUCUCUCUUACCCCAGCAUAUAAAAAAGACCACACAUUUGGUAAGUUACAAAAUAAGUUUCCUUACAAACUCUCCAAAGGUCAGAUCCAUGUGUUUCAGAAAAUUGCACAGGCAGUAAAACAUGGCAUAGUUAUGAAAUGGUGAAAGUUUCUAAAUUAUUGGUAUAGGAACUUGAGCGUGGUUUGUGAGAGCCAUGCGGUCUGAGCUGGAGCAGCCAGAUCAGAUGUUCUCACAUGGUGAACUCAAUAGGAACAAAGACUUGACUACCUAGUUCCUCCCAAGGUGAGCUAAGCCUGGCAGGAUAUGGUCUUUAACACCUUCAUGCAUUAAUCAGACUUCGAGCAUAUUGGUUAUUUGAAGUUGGUUAUCCCACGCCUAGAAAGAGGCGUUUUUUAGAGAGAGAGAGAAAACUCUUUUUCUUAAAUGCUCCUAUAGAGUUGGCUCAUGAAGUACAGUAAUGAAAGAAAACCAGGACAACUUUAGUGUCUACCAGCACAGUUUGGGGUGGGGGGAGAGCUUUGAAUUGAAAAGGAGUCCCUGAUUAACUGGGCAGCAGAUUUCUGAAAACAAAGUUGGCAUUUUAAAAGACGUAUCCCCUCUUUUUCCUCAUGCAUCAGGGAAUGCAUCUUUUAAAAUGCUGCUAUUACACGUGCAUCAUCUGAAAACAAAGAAAAUAACGCUCCUUCAGGCAUACCAUGUUUAUUUGCAAAUGUAUGCAGAUUUAAUAAAUAGGUUAACUAAGUAAUAACUCAGUGUUAGAAAUGUAAUUUGUUCUAGCCACAGAGAACAUGAAAUGAGUUAGAUGGUGGCCAACCCACUCCUAUUUCCUGCUAAUCAAGAGGUUUGUCUUGCUCUCCUCUUUUCAUUGGAAGUCAAGACUGGUGAUUUCAAAGCAAGCAGAUUUUGUUGGAGCAGUUUCUUAGCUCUUCUCUCACCCCCCCACAGUGCUGUUAGUGUGUACAGAGUGCCAGUGUCUAACAAGUACCACUGAAACUGCAGUGCUUAUGUUUCCAGGCCAAGGGCAAAUGGCUUUCAGAGGGCAAUUUUAUCCAGACUAGCAUGGGAUGAAGGUAAAAUUCCCUUCCAUCUGCUGUGGUUGCGAUCUUGGCAGUGGGGGUGCAGUACAGCUGCUAUUCAAAAACACUGCAGAUGCAGCUAUGAAAAUGCAAUUGAAUAUAUAGUCUGGCAGUCAAGAUAGGCUAGAAGAAUUACUUGGCUUCUACCCACUAAGAAUAAAACAACUUUGUAGAUCAGGGCCAAAAGGAACCGGUGGUCCUCUAGCUAUUGGUGUCUGGCAAGUCCAUCAACUCCAACUGGCAUGGCCAAUUAAUCGGGUGCUGGGAGUUGUUGACCGACUAGAAUGGGUUUCCCACCCAUGUUGCAAAUGGUUCUGAAAACUGAGCAAGUGCUUGUGCUGUCUAGACACGUGUCCUUUUCAAAUGGAAUUUUUUUCUUCUUUCCAUUUUCCACUCCCAUCAUAAUGCUGGGGCAUAAGAGAUAAGUGCUCUAUUUUGUUCUGCACUGGCACAAUGCAGAGGAACAGCAGAAACUUAAGUUGCCAUUGCAUUAGCGGUAUAAAUAGGACAGGAAUGAUUGCCCAAGGUGCAAAUUAACCGGUGCUGUUUGAGAAAACAGGUGUGAAUUCCGCAUGGUUGGCACACCAUGAAAUAGCAGCAGACCUUGCAAGAAAGUGAUGGGGCGACUGACUGCAAGCUCUGGUCUUUGUACCACUCCACCAUUAGGACUUGAGCACCACGGUGUGUUCUCCACACUUUUAAAUCUAGAAUAGCUCAGAUGUCCCGAUAGUUUUAGGAACCCCCAGCUGGCAGAGCAAUCUUGGCCUUCCAGAGGAUCCAUUUUGGUUAAUGAGGCCAUUUCCACAGAACCACACUCCUCUGCUGUUGUCCUGGUGAUAUGUGCUGGUGGAUGUGGCUCAAUUCUUUGACGGCCGUGCCCAUUCCUGUACAUCCCUUUCCAUUUGGCCGGGCCCUGCAGUUCCCCUGAUGGGGACUGCUGCAUGCAACCAAAGCAGCAGGAUCAUCAGCUGAUUCUAAGGGCAGCAAAUUGUUUUGGUGGCAAGUGGGACUAGGCAUGUGACUGGCAAAGUAAUUUCGUAUUGCACCACAAGUAACCAGUCCAAAAAGCCUUUGGAAGGGGUGGUGUUAGUUCACUUGGCAGGUGCCUAUUUUUUAAAAAGAGAUGCUAUACAGAAUGGACUUGGCUAGGGGCAGGAGACAGAACUCAGUCCCACCUGUGGCCUUUGUGUGAGGUCUCCUGCAUCUACAGCUGUAAGGAGAACUCAAGCUGUAAAAGUUCAUCACUUGAACACACUCAUUAACAGCCUGCUAAGGGACAGUUCACGGUGCUGACGUGACAUACCAAAGUGCUUAAAUGUCUUGAGAUAUAACAGACCUGGGAAGUGUCUUAACACAUCUCCCAGUUGUUACCUUGAAAAUAGUCCAUGAACCCCUUUUAGGAGGUUUGGAAAAGUUGUAGCACCCAGAUGCUUGGAGCCUUAAUGUAAUGCGCCUCCAGUGUACAAUGCUGGACGAUGGGUCGUAAUGGAGCCACCAGAUGGCAGCACAUUAUUGGCAUAGAUUUGUUGUUUUUUUAAAAAAAUAUUUAUUAAAAUUUCAGAAGAAAAAGAUUACAUU
Podarcis lilfordi (Lilford's wall lizard) is the source of this 60276-nucleotide messenger RNA. The record is from the annotation of a GenBank genome assembly. NCBI's taxonomy places the organism in Eukaryota, Metazoa, Chordata, Lepidosauria, Squamata, Lacertidae.